GACGAGUGGGGAGAGGCGGGGUGGAAGCGACUGUCGGCUUUCGUAGCCGCGCCUCCAAUAGGGCCAAAGUCCCCUCUCGCCUGGCGCGGAGGCAGCAAGAGCGUUGCCCGGGCGGGUGCUUGCUUUGGCACCUGGGAUCCUGGCUUCCUGCCCGUUUCCCUCCUGGCGGUCUGGCUCUGUGCCCGGGGCGGAGCGGACUCAGGUGAGCUGAGCCACGACGGCGCGGCAGGCGUGUCCCCAGCGGCGAGGGCGGCCCAUCCUGCUAACCCCACGCCCGGCGCACCUGCCCGGCCAGUGCCAGCCCGCCAGCUUCCCUCGACGGUCCUCCAGCCAGAGCCAGCCAUGUACGGCAUCCAGCAACAAACCCAGGCGACGACGCUGCCGCCGUGCAUGCGGCCGCCGCAGCCCUGCUACACCCCGCCGGCCCCUUGCUACGUGCCGCCCGCGCCGGCCCCCUGCUACGUGCCGCCACCGCCGGCCCCUUCCCGCCCUUGCUUCGAGCCUUGCGGCCCUCCGACGAUUCCCAGGCCGCUGCCCCCGCAGACGUGCCCGGCCCAGCCGCCGGUGGUGACCGCCAGGCCCUGUUACGAGCCGUGCGGCCCGCCGUCGGUGUCCCGGCCGCUGCCCCAGCAGACGUGCCCGGUCCCUCUCCCAGCCACGCUGCCCCGCGCGCGGCAGAACCGCCCCGCGCCGCUGCCGAUGCCCCUGCAGUGCCCAGACCCGGUGCCCUGCUCCCAGGACGGCUGCCACAGCGGAGGCAGCGUGGUCUACGAACGCGUCCGGACUUACAGCAGCCCCGGCGGGAAACGCGUGCAGCUCCUGGACCCGCCCAACUGCUUGCCUCGUGCGCCCUCCCCCUUGGAGACCACCCCGGGCUGCCAGCACGUCAUCUGGAGCAGCGACCCCCCGCUGCAGGUAAAUGAUGGUUUUCCUUCCCGCCCCGUCGAAGGGCGCUGGCGUCACUCGGAGGGUUAUAGGGGGCUUGGUUUCCGACUUUACUAUUUUGGUCACCAACCCGGUUUCCUCCGUGGCUCAUUUUUCACGCGUUACGCUUAGCAAAUGCACUCCCCUCCGAGGUAAGGGCAAACGUGUCCAAAAGGGCAGUUGCAUUCAUUUUCCUCUCUUAUCAGUUUCCUUGUCCAGCAUCAUUUUAUCAAUUGGUCUUUUUAUGGGGGGGGGCAUAGGAGGCAGCUCCUUGGAGGCCGAGGUCCAUUGCCCCCCCAUAAAACAUUUGAGGGGGCUGCCCCCCAAGUUGAUGGUCAUUGUCAUUCAAAUGGUGUGUGAUUGAUCAUAUGGGGCAGGCCUUACCUGUCCCCUCCUGCCCAUAUUUUAUUCAAGUUGGCACCCUUUUUGGGGGUGGGGGAGGUUACUGAUUAGAACACAGCUGUGUUAAUCAAUGAGGCUCACCCUGAUCCCCAAGAUUAAGCACUUGCUAACUUUUGGGGGCAUAAUGUUAAACGGCAAGGAAAAUUUUUGACUCACCGCAUCCCCUUGGGUUGGUGGCUCAUCUCCCUGUCAAAUUCUGCAUUUAUAGCCUUGGUCUGUGGUGCUUUGCUUGUUGGAAAUUGUCCCUGUGAAUUCCUACCUGUGUCUUCUUCAAAUUUAAGGGCCAUUGAGUUCCAUGGGACUUAAUUCCCAGGGAGAUAUCAGUAGGAUUCAUAGAACCAUAGCUUUGGAAGAAACCUUGCGGCAUCUAGUCCAGGGGUAGGCAACCUAAGGCCCGGGGGCCGGAUGCAGCCCAAAAGCCUUCUCAAUCUGCGGACUGUCCGGGAAUCAGUGUGUUUUUACAUGAGUAGAAUGUGUCCUUUUAUUUAAAAAGCAUCUCUGGAUUAUUUGUGGGGCAUAGGAAUUCAUUCAUUUUUUUCCCUUCAAAAUAUAGUCCGGCCCCCCCACAUGGUCUGGGGGACGGUGGACCGGCCCAUGGCUGAAAAAGGUUGCUGACCCCUGAUCUAGUCCAGCCCCCUGCAAUGCAGGAAUAUGCAGCACUCCCUUAUGGGGAUCUAACCAGCAACCCUGGUAUUACCAGUGCUGAACUGUAUCCAGCUGAGCUAUCCCAUCUAAAUCAUCGGGAGGAAUCCAUUCAUAACUGCUGAAUGGUCACAGAAUAAAAAGUAUUUAAGAGCAGGGGGUUGGAUUAUAUGACCCUACCUUUCCAACGCUACAGUUCUGUGAGAAACUGCAAUCCGCUUACAACCAAUUCAGUUUCCAGUUUUCAUUGGUGACUUGACCCAAAAUAUAUUUUCACAAACACAACUUUAUUUCAGGGAUAGUGUGUGUGUGUGUGUGUGUGGUAGCUGAGUCCAUGUGCACAUUUGUAUUGGAAACGAUUCACCUCCCACAGGCAUGAGUGGGAGCGAAAAGCCCACAGGCCUUGGUAAACACAGCUGCCUGUUUGCCUAGGGAAAAGCAAAUUCUGUCUGAGCCAGAUCAUAGGGUGAAGAAGGGAAGAUAGUGUCUGUUUAUGUUGAUGCACCAACAAGAUAUAGUAAGCUGUUGACAGUGGGAAUUGUUAUUAGUAUAGAAACAUUUAUUUCCUACUUUUCCUCCAAAGAGCUCAAGAUGGCAUGCAUGAUUCUUCAUUUGGUCCAUUUGAUUUUUCCCAACAACCCUGUGAGGUAUGUUAGGUAUGUUAGACAGCAAGUGGUCCAUUGUCACCUGGUGGACUUCAUAGGUGAUGGGGAAUCAAAUCCAGUUGUUAUACUCCAGCUUCCAUAAGCCCUCACUCUCUUGGGUUGCAAACAUUGGUCUCUCCCAGCUGUACCUGGAAAUGCCAGGGAAAAGAACCUGUGAUCUUCCUCAUGCAAAUCUGAUGCUUUACUACUGAGCUAUGUCCUUUCCCCCAAAAAAAGGAGUUGAACAUGUUCUAUGACCCCCUGCUGGAUUUGUGUCUGGACACGCCUUUGGGAAAUAACUUUAGGGAACAUAAUAUUUGGUACAGAGGAAGUUCAAUUUGUUUCUCUGGAACAACUUGAAAUAUCUUUUCCUGUGAAAUGGAUAAUCUGUAUGUGUUGUGUUAUCUCCAUGGUCAGUGGACUUUGGACUAUGAUAAAAGCAAUGUAGUGUUUUCACUGAGAAGGAAAGGCAGGACAGUAAGAACAGCAUGAAAGAAAUGAGCAUAACAUAGACCAGCUUUCCUCAUUCUUCUCCCUGGAAGGCGUUGGCCGUGCUGGUCGGGGCUGAUUGGAAUUAUAGUCCAUCAACGUCAGAAGGGCACCAGGUUGGGAAAGGCUGCUAUCGGCCUUCAAGACACACUAGUUCCUUAACAUUGAAUCCGAAAUAGUUACCAGAAAGAAGACAAUCCUUAUAUCUUUGAAGGUGACUUUUUUGGUUUAUAGUAUAUUCCGAUACUAAAAAACAAUAAAAAACAAUAGGGCCAAUUUUCAUCUAGAUGUUAGAAGGCAGAACUGGGAGAGUACUGUAUGAUGAAAUUUACAAUUACUUGCAGUAGCACAAUGUUUAAAGAUUGCUCAGGGGACAGUCCAUUCAGGGUUAGCUGCAGGGCUUUGUGAUUUGCUAACUACAUCUAAAGGUUUUGCCUGCGCAACAGUUUCAUAUGCAACCACCAAUGAGGAUAAUUGGAUUCUGACUGAUCUGAACAAUUUUAUCCAAAUCUGCUUUUUCAGAAUUGCUACUGUUCAUAGGAUCAAAGGAAUCUGCCUUUUAUUGAGUCAGACCUUUGGUCCAUCUAAGCUACAGGUUGCCAACUCUACUCGCCUAGCCUGGUUUUCACAUCACGCCUAGUCAGCCAUGUCUUAGCUCAGCAGCAGAACAGCCAGGGAGGAGCGAUCGGCGUCUUGGGAGCCAGCAUGCUCUCUUGUUCAUGCUAAACCAUGGUUUGGUUUAGUGUAAUGUGUGAACUAACUGGCAGUGGCUCUCCAAAGUUUUUAGAUGGGGGGGGGGGCCUUUCCCCAGCCCUACCAAGCGAUGCCAGGGAUUGAAGCUGGGACCUUUGGCAUGCAAACCAGAUAACUCUACUGUGGCUAUUAGUUAAAAUCAGGGGGCAAGUACUCAGUAUACUGUGGAAAGUUAGUUUCUGCUAAUUCCAAAGGAAAUAAUGUUUUGUACGCUAAACAUGAUUUAAAAAAACAACAACAACUUGUGUAGGUGUGUUGUGCCACAUCAGCUUUUUGGGCUGUCCCUAUGUUGCGAGGAAGGAGGCAUGCCAACUCAAAAUGUCAGGCAGGGUAACUCCCUGCAACUGCAUUUGGUGGAUUUGUCAGAUGCAUGGGUUUUUCCUUCCUCCACAAUUGACCUUUCAGAUGGCAGCCCACUCCAUCUGGAGAAGGGGAAAUCAUGGAAGCUGGUGACUGGGGAAAGCCACAGACUUUGGUGACGUCUGCGCCAUACAUGUAAAGCACCAGGUUUCCGUGUGUGGAUGUGACUUCAGUUGUUCCCAGAGGCCAGGGGAUGGUACCUCACCAGCAGUUCUCUUGCUCCUGCCCAAGCCAUCCUUUUCCACUCCCGCUUCACAUUGCCCACCCAUUCCACCUCUGAGUAAUUCUUGGCAGCUGAAUCGUCUUAUUGCACUGAAUUCUUGUGUCAUUAAAAAAUUACACAAAGUGCAACAGAGAAGAAAGCAUGUGUAGAGUUUACAUUUGUGCUAAAUAUGGAUCUCAUGGGGAUAUAGGGAGCUGCCUUGUUCUGAGUCAGAUCCUUGGACCAUUCAGCUCAAUAUCGUCCGCACUGAUUGGCAGUGGAGAGUGUUUUCCCUCCUAGAUCUACCCAGAGCUGUUGGGGACUGAACCUAGGAUUUUUUUUUCAUGAUAGGCAGAUACUGUGCUACUGAGCUAGUCUGCAGCCUUUCUUAACAUCUUGGUGUGUUGAACCUGUCCAUCUGUAACCUCUCUCUGUACAAGCUGGGCAUGAAACAAAACCUAUCAUAGAUAUUUCAGAACCUUGCAUUUGGCAUUUAUAUCCCAUUGUCUUUGCCCCUUUUGGCCAGUACUCUGGAAGGAGAGAGUCAGCUUGCUUCUGACUGAGCAACUGGGCGUAAAUGCAGCUUGUGUAUCAUCCUGUAUAUAUUAACAGAAAAAUCAUUCUCUGGUUGUGGAUCUGUCUGAAGUCAAAGUGGCACCGUUCAAGCACAAUAAAAAGGAAGUAGCAGCAGGCUCAGUGAAAAACCCUACUGUUUGCAGAAUGAUGGCUCACUGACUCUAAGCGGGGAUGAAAAACAAGGGAGAAAGAAUGAGAUGGAUUAUCCUGGAAUAAGACAUGUCUGACAGGCUGGGACCCUGAAACAUGUGCAGUCUGCACUGUAACAUUUCAUACCCUCCAACAUUUCUCCGAUGAAAAUAGGGAUGUUGUAAGGAAAAGUGGGACAUUCUGGGAUCAAAUCAGAAACUGAGACAGCUUCAGUAAAUCCAGGACUGUCCCUGGAAAAUAAGAACAUGUGGAGGGUCUGACAUUUUGCUACAGCUCUUGCUUGUUUUCAUUCAUAGCUCUUAAUGUACUUGAACUUCAAAGAUAUAAGAAGCCAUACCUCAGUUAUCAUAGUUAUACCCAAACCACAAAAAGACCUCAAAUAAGUUGAAUCAUAAAGACCUAUUUCAUUGAUUGACAUGGAUGCUAAAUUAUUUACAGGCAUAGUAGGCUAGUAGGCAUUCAGAAAUUUUACCCAACUAUGUCCACCAUGAUGAAGUCAAAUUCAUAAGUUAAAGAUCCAUGGCCUUCCUAUUAGAGGAGUUCUCAGUACAGUGGUGCCUCGCAAGACGAAAUUAAUCCGUUCCGCAAGUCUCUUCGUCUUGCGGUUUUUUCGUCUUGCAAAGCACGGCUAUUAGCGGCUUAGCGGCUUUAAGAAAAAGGAAACAAACUUGCAAGAACUCGCAAGACGUUUCGUCUUGCGAAGCAAGCCCAUAGGGAAAUUCGUCUUGUGGAACGACUCAAAAAACGCAAAACCCUUUCGUCUAGCGAGUUUUUCGUCUUGCGAGGCAUUCGUCUUGCGGGGCACCACUGUACAAUUUUCUGAAGUCCAUAACUUACUGUUCUGCUGAUGCUGGAUGCAGUCAAGGCAUUUGAUUGUUUAGACUGGUAAUAUCUCUUUGAAAUUCUACAUUCCUUUUGUAUUAGUGCAUCCUGGGUUGAUAUGCUUUAUAAUUUUUACUAUGGGUCAGUGGUCCAAGUUUUAAUGAAUGGGGAAUGUUCUUCAACAUUUCCUAUUGACCUGGGCAUGAAGCAAGGCUGCUGACUACCUCCCCUGCUUUUUGCUCUUAUCAGUAUGUUCACAGAUGGUGUUGCACUAUUCCUUUCUGAUCCUGAAACCUUGUUACCUGCUAGAGCCAGUGUGGUGUAGUGGUUAAGAGCGGUAGUCUCCUAAUCUGGGGAACCGGGUUCGCAUCUCCGCUCCUCCACAUGCAGCUGCUGGGUGACCUUGGGCCAGUCACACUUCUUUGAAGUCUCUCAGCCCCACUCACCUCACAGAGUGUUUGUUGUGGGGGAGGAAGGGAAAGGAGAAUGUUAGCCGCUUUGAGACUCCUGAAGGGGAGUGAAAGGCGGGAUAUCAAAUCCAAACUCCUCUUCUUCUUCUUCUUCUUCUUCUUCUUCUUCUUCUUCUUCUUCUAUUAUGCACCAACUUGCUAUAUAUAGCAAGAUAUUUGGGUUCACUGAUAGCUUCACUAAAUCUGAAUUGAUACACAACCUGCCAAACCAACAACUGCAUUGGCACAAAACAACUGGCUUGAAACUCUGUAGUGCUUCUUUUAAAUACCUGAGAGAGAAUGUACUGAAUAAUCUGUCUUAACUAGAGAAAUUGAACUUUUCUCACUUGCUAAAAUAUUUAACAACUAAGCUCAAAAAUUGGUCAAAGCUCACAGUCUCAUGGUUGGGCAUAGUUUCUACAACAAAAAAGAUUCAAUUUCUGCACCUUCUUUACUUAUUCCAAGUCUUACCAGCAGCAGGGCCUUUUUUAAAAUUGGAACUCGCUGGAACUCAGUUCUGGCACCUCUCAGGUGGGUGCCAUUGCCAUGCUAAGAGAACAAGAGAGGUAGGUGUUCAUGGUGAGUUCUGGCACCUCUUUUUCUAGAAAAAUAACACUGCCAACAAGCAUACCUGUCUCUCAUGUGAAUAAUUGGCAAAAAAUAAUACUGAAUUUUAUUCAUGCAAGCAAGAGGCCUCGGCUACCUCAUAAAACCCUUUAAAAGGUCAAGAAAGAAGUAUAGCAAUGCCUAACCUCAAAUGGCAAACAACUAAUAAGCUCUGUUCUCCUUGUAUGGGUAUGUUUUGUUAUUUGAAAUUAAAAAGCAAUUAAAAAGAAAAGAAAAGAAGGCCCAUGCUAUAUAUCCUGUGAGGCCCAGACAGAGCUAAUAUUAUAAUCUGUGUUAUGUUUCUGCAUUGCAAUGGUAAUAUCUAAUCCCAGUUAUCAAACCGAAGGCCCUUCAUCAUCAGCACUGAUGACCCUAGAGAGAUACACACUUUGGUGAUGUUCAUAACAUAGGGUUGUUUGCAACUAAGUUCUGCUCCGAGUAGAACUAUUGAAAUUAAUGAACCUGGUCAUGCUCAUGAAUUUUAACGGAUCUGCUCUAAGCAUUGCAUACAAUGUUUAAUGCAUGGGACGUAUGAAAAUGGCAUUGCUUAGUACACUAAUCCCAUUCAGAUAAAUAGGAUCUGGCUUGCCUGCAUUGCACCUGGCAAUGUGGUAGGUACAGUUUAUGCCUCUGGCUCAUUAACCGGGAACUAGUCUAGGGCACUUGGAACUACUUCAUUUAUGCUGUGUACAAAAACAAGGAGCAGAAAACAAGAAAACAAGGAGCUUUUAACCCUUCCCCAUCUUUGCCAUUGACAAAGCUGACACCAACUUCAAUGCUGAUUUAAUCAUUGUCACUGUUGAACCUUCCCUCCAUGCAUUAGGUGUCUGCCUUUUUCUUGAAGAUCAUUUGGCAACUUUUAAAACACGCACACAUAUACUAUUUGCUCUAGACUGAAGGAAUGGGUUUGUGGCAUCACAGGUACCGGCCAGUCAGUGCUCAGCCAGCUCCUAAAAACAGACAAAACCUGUUUCCCCAGCUCAGUCUUGGAGACAAGUCUGAAACAAAAUGCAGCAGGUGUGUUUCUAUGGCUACUAAAAUAAGUUUAGUUUUCCUGCACCCUUAAGAUGAAGUGUUGUCUCGGAGAGUUCUUUGUUUAUGCUCUUCUGUUGUGUCUGGAAAAAUCCUCACCCGGUCACCCGGGUGUCUAAAAAUUCUAUGAAUUUGAAACUUUCUGCUCCCCCAACCCUUUUGUCGCAUUCUGAUCUCUGCACCCAGAGAGAGAGAUUUAUAGAAAAUCAAUAUUUCUGGUUGGCCUUUGUCACUGGAGCUUAAAAUGCCAGAGUUGAACAUUUUUUGACAUUCUAAAAACUGAAGAUGAAUGCUCUCUCAUUACAGAAGUAGUAAAGGUCAUCCUGAAUCUAGUUUCUGCUUAUCUGAAAGAGAGCAUUUGAACAGAAAUCUUGUCAGUGCUAUAGACUCAAUAUAUCAAAACUCUUUUAGCACAAACUAUGGUUUAUAUAUCAGACCUAGUCAUAUCUUGUAGAUGUUUCCUUACUGUCAUAAGGAACUUACAGCACGAUCAAUAAAUAAGUCCCAAUGUAUUCAUUGAGGGUUCCUCCCUAAUAUGUUUACUUAGAAUCACAGCCUUAAUUUAUGAGUGUUUUUCCUACUUUGUAAGUUUUCCUUAUUGAUAGUACACACAAUAUUAUUACUGGGGAGAGGGCUGUAGCUCAGUGCUAGAGCAGCUGCUUUGCAUGUAGAAGGCUCUAGCUUCAAUCCCUGGCAUCUUCAGGUAGGGCUGCCUAAAACUCCGGAGAGCUGCUACCAGUCCGUGUAGACAAUACUGAGCUCAAUGGACCAAUUGUCUGACUCAGUAUUAGGCAGCUUCUGUGUUCCUAAUUUAUCUUAUUAUUGCUCCUAAUAUGCAUUAUAAGGCAGCUUCCUAUAUUAAUAACAAUAAUAGAAUCUCAUUGCAGCUAAACUUGUGACACCUCAGGACCAACCCAAAACAUUUUGCGGUCUAGAGCAGAGAAGCAAAUGGCACCAACCGUCCCCCCAGCUCAAGGUACACCUUGAGUGCCCAGGUGCCCAAGGCCAGCCUAUUCAUUUUCAUGGCUGAGAUGGAAAACCCACAAGUCCUCCUCUUGGGGAGUAAACAACAGCAAUUCAAAGAAGUAGCAAUUUGCUGCCUUUUCACGAGCCCCAAAAAUCAGCUGCCUGAGGCAACUGUUAUGUACUGAAGUUCUCACCCUGGGCCAGCAGGGGGAUACUGUAGAUAGUUUUCACUCAGGUCCACAUAUGCAAAUAAGGAAUUGAAAGUGAUGUUCAGUGAUUGGAUAGUUACAGAAAGUUGUUACUGUUGCUUUGUAGUUGAGCUCUAUAUAAGCAGGUUGGCUGAACCCUUCAGCCCUGUUCUGUUCUGGGCCUGUGAAUAAACAAGAGCUGUUUGAAGAAUCGCUGUGUCAUCUGAUAUGUUUACCCACAACUUAACAGUAACCAUCUCACUCCAUCUAAUGGUAGGGGCGGCCCUAAUACAUUGCAUAUAGACACUAGCUUGUGGCGCAAAGCCAAAACUAACACUUAUUGCUCUACCGGCUUUUGCCCUUAGUCUCCGUAUGAUGAGUGAAGUGUGUGCUUCUCAUCUACCAGAACUCCAAAGCCCAGGCCAUUCACAAGUAUAUGGCCCUUUGAAGGUUGCAGAGAAGUUCAGUGCUGAUGGCUGCAGCUCUUAAAUGUUGAUUGGUCUGACCUUUCUGUCUGAGCUCCUGGGCCUUAUAAUGUUUGCAUGGCAAGGAUAAAUCAACCCGGGAAACUUUCUCAAGUGUUUGCAGAGGCACAGAAGAAUGCAAGAAAGAGAGAUAAAGGGGUGGGGGAUGGCGGCAAAAAAGAUGCCAACCCAACAACCAGAAUCAUAGAGUUGGAAGUUGCCACGUGGCUCAUCUAUCCCAACCCCUUUCAAUGCAGGAAUAUUUUGCCCAACAUGGGGCUCAAACUGACAACUCUGAGAUUAAGAGUCUCAUACUUUACUGACUAAGCUGUCCUGUGUGUCUGUCUUCUUUAGACCACACUAGUAAUAAUGCCUCUGGCCCUGCCCACAAUUGAUAUGUGACCCUGGAAAGAUGGAAAAUUUGUCUCCCAUCCCUGUCUUAACUGCCAUUUCUCAGGAUGGCAACCUGUUUGAACAUCACUUUCUAUCAAUCCCCAAUUGAAGGCAUAUUGCAUGUUUGCAAUAUGCUAUUGCCAGAAAAGAUGGUUCAUUUGAUAGGUAACUCACAGAAUGUUACCUGUCAUCUGGGGAGGAACUGAAUGCCAUCAGCAUUAACUGGCUCCUGAGUUUCCACAAAGUGUACAUGGUCUACUCGGGAGGAGAGGAUUGGGAAGGAACAGUUUGAAGUGGUUGCAGGUGAGGGAUCUGCUCCAUGCAUUGGCAACGUUAUUCAGCCAGGUCAAAAUUGAAAUGAAAGGAGUGGAAUGCGAGUCUCAAAGCUCAGAUAUGUUGUCCAACUAGUAGUGCCAGAAAAAUCUCUCUCAAGAGCAGGGGAGGUCAUCGGUUUGGAGUGUCUGUUCUACAUAGUCAGACUGCUACUUUCUUUACCGUUUUGAAGGCAGUCAGUGUACAACUAUCUUUGGAUUAUGUCAGUUUCGAAAACAAGUUGGGGACCAGGUGCUCAGAUGCUUGGAGCCAAAAAAACUAUAAUGCAAGGAAGAGAAAGGAAAGACUAGUUUAUCAAAGACAGGGUUUUGUUUUGUUUUCCAUGUGAGGGAGCAUUUAGUACAAGGAUGACCAGGACUGGCCAAAUACAUUUUGGUACCCGAGGCGUACCACAAAAUGGUGCUGCCCUCCCUGUCAGAGAAGAAAGGAUGUGUGAAGACCUACAUCAGGAACAAAGGGGGAAUAAAGAACAUUGGGUUCUGCUGCCUCUGUGGUCACCUCACCUUGCCUCACGAGUGGGCUGGCCCUGGGAUGGCCAACAUGGAGCCCUCCAGAUCUUGAUGGGCUACAGUUCUCAUCAUCCCAGACCAGCAACUAUGCUGGCUGGGGCUGAUGGGAGUUGUAAUCUGAUGUCAUGUGGAGGGUGCCAGGUUGUCUACCACUGAUUUAAUAAUAUAACCCUGCUGCUACCUUGCGUCUUGAAGUGAUGCAGUUCCAGAAGAUUUGUAUGUUUUACAUAGGAAUGGGCAAACUUGCCCCUUGGAAAACAUAAUUGUCUCACUAUUUGCCAAAACCCACAGUAUAUACUCAGCUGAAUGUUUGCCAUCUCCCCAGAAUCCUGUAAUAUUUUUUUUUGCAUGAGAGAGAGAGAGACCCAGAGACCCAUGCUUGUUACAGACCUGCUCAUUUUGAAACCGAUUAAAUUUGACCUUCGAACCAUUUUUGAGUUUGGGUAGUAUUGCUAGUUUUACAUGGGUGGGCUUGCUCUAGGGUGUGCAUGCUGCCUCCUUGGUUCUGCCUUGGUUUUUUGAACCUGCCAUGUUGUUGAUCCACCCCUCAGACCUAGGCUCCCAUUAAUACAAAAGAGAUGAUCCCAUCCACAUGUGGAAAGGACAUGGAAGGCAACGGGGCCACAUGGGCUAGCACCGCCAACAUGCCUCGUGAAUGCACCUCCAUUCCUUCAAAUCGUGCCAUUCAGACUCUGCUCUGAAUCUGUGGGAGGAUUAGCUGCUGGGCAUGGUGGUGGAGGUCUUUGUGAGGGUAGCCCACAAGCUCCCCCUCAUGGGCUGUUUCAAUGACGGGAGGUCAUUAGAGAGUUAAACCAAUGCAUAUUAAUUCCCUAACAUUCUUUGGGAGUGUUGCAGUGCUUGGAUGGAACAGCCGAGCCUGAUGGAAUCAGCUUUGUGAGAGAGGCUGCCUCUGCCUGCUCAGUUGUGAUCUCUACCUGUUAGGCAAACCUGUUAAACAGAACAUGAUGGGCUGCAUUCUGCCAUUUGCAGUCUGAGGGGCGGUGCAGCAGCCUGAGCAGGAAUUGCCAUCUUCCCAGCUGCCCAGAGAGUCUUGAUUCCCUCACACUGCAGGGGCUUUCUUCAUUGGCUGUAGAGAUUGUCUGGACAGGUAACUUCCUGGUUUGUUUGGAGGAGCCAUUUUCAAUGGAGUCCAGUGACGGAAGCUGCACUGAGGCAGUACUGGGUGCUGAAAUUCUGUGCCCCCUAACCAUUUUGUGCCCGGGGCACACUACACCACUGGCAGGGCAGGGGCAGGGCAUCCUUUUGGUUCCAUGGGCCCGUUCCUUAUGGGGAUUGGGCUUCCGGGCUAAAUCUGAAUGGUGCAAGGUGCUACUAAAAAUAAAUUUAUUCCCCUUCAUUUUAGCAGGGGGUUGAGAUGCAAACCGCUCCUUUAAUCACCCAGGAAUGGGUCUGCCGGGAAUCCUGCAGAACUGCUCAGAUGGCUGCCCUGGGAACAGGCACACAUAGUCAACGCAGGAUUUAACCUCUCCCUCCUUCCCAUUAGGUGACAUCAUAAGUAAUGGCAGCUGAUGGGCUGGGCAAUAUCUGGUUUUCAACAUCACAAUAUAUCACCCGUUAAACAUUGCGAUAUUUCAGUAUAUCAUGAAAUCUGAAAUAAGGCUGGAGCUAUGUAGAGGUGAACCUGGUAAUGUCCUGGCAACUGGUACUUAUCGGUCUAGCUCUAAAACCGAUAAGUUUUUACUUAACAUAUGGUUACAAGUGUUCUGUUAUAGUAGUACUGUACCAAUAAUAGCACAUUUUCUUUAAAAUUAAAUCUGUAGAAGUAAUUAGUAGCAUAGAUAUCAAAGGUUCUGUUGCAAUUUGUACCAAUUUGCUUCUCCUGCAGGAGGCAGAAGGAAGGUUGUCAAUGACUGCUAACCGGUUCCCAAAGCUCUGUUUGGCGAUAUCUGCUGGGCGAUAUUUUAGUCAGCCUGCUGUAGUGAUUUGUAGGUGUUUCAUGUUGUUGCAGGAGGCAGGAAGAGCUGACUGAGGUGGAAUUACGAGCAAGGGCUGCACACACAGGAAGAAGCAUCGGCUUCCUGGUUUUUCAAGUAUUGCGAUUUUUUAAUACCACAGACACAAUAUACCAUAUUGGCCUUAAAAUAAGCCACAUUUUCCCCCAAAUUCCAACCAUGAAAAGUUAAAGUGCGAUUUCAGUUUGUGACAAAAAUUGGCUUUUAUGAUAUUGCUGCUGAAACAGACAUACAGUAAAACAGAACAUUUGCCAUUUACAGGUGUGAGUGCCUGCAGAAUUUCAAGGGAGCGGCUUAUAUUCGGGAAUUGUAUUUUUUUCUCUCCCCCCCCCAAUGAAUUUUAAAGGCGCGGCUUAUUUGCAGGUGCGGCUUAUAUUCGUGCCAAUAUGGUACGAUAAAUUGCAAGAUCAUUUUUUAAAAAACGGUUAUCACGAUUUGAUCUAAAACUCGAUAUCAGACAAUAUAUCAAUUUAUACCACAGCCCUAAUGGGUGGGUGGCUGUGGUUGGGAGAAAAUUGACAUGUGGGUCAACUUGGUGUUGCUGGUGGGUCAAGAUUCAUUCCCAGGCUUUGUGGUAAGGCUAGAGAAAUCUACACUGAGUAAACAGAUAAGACUCCCCUUCUAAUCUAGUUUGGCCUUAAGUGAUCUAACUUUUUCAUAAAUUCCGUUUGCAAAAUUCUGAUGGUCAUUAGACAUUUUCUGUUACAAUCAUAUGUGGGACUCAGUCCCUCCUGUGAAAUAGCUCUUAGCUGACUGGAAUCAGGUUUGGCAAAAUUGAAGCCUUCCUUACUUUGGGAAACUGGCAAGCAUCUUCCUAGUUCAGAGAAACACCCCGCAGGGCUUCUUAAGUAUCUUAUUCUCUACAGGAUUUGGAAACCCAUCCUUAUAAAUCUCCAAAGAUUAGACUUUGAUUCAACUUUAAUAUCUUCUUUCAUUCCCCGCAACCAAUAUGAGCUUGUGGGCCGAUACGAGACGGGUUCAAUAAUUUUUGCAGCUUACUCUGCUUAAGCUGAGAAGCUUAAAAGUAUGACUUCUUUAUUUCCCAGGCCCCUGAGGCUACAGGCCGCUGUCUGGGCAAGUUUAUGAGGAUCUGCUGAAAACUGUUUGCUUUGAGAAUAUGAAUGAAAUGUUUAUUGUUAUUGUUAUUAUUAUAAUAAAAAAAACCUGAGUGUGAUACAAGCUGUGUACACACCAUACAUUUAAAGGACAUGGCUACCCCUAAAGAAUUUGGGAACUGUAGUUUGCACCUAACAGAGCUAUGAUCCUCAGCUUCCUUAAACUACAGUUCCCAUGAUUCUUUUGGAGAAUUGGCCACAGUUUGAAUUUAAUAUGAUGACUGACACCUAAUUUGGCCAGUAGGGCAGUUUAGAGCAGUGGACUGGAGAACUGGGUCGUGCUUCCAUUUAAUCUUUUAGCCCUUCCAGAAGUCCUUUUUCGUGUGUCCUCAUGAUGCUUUGUGCUCGUGAUGGUAUCAAGGCGGUUAUGGGCACUUCUGCUUUCAAGACUCUUUGCACCUGCAGAAGUUUUGGGGUGGAUGUACUUUGUUGGUUCCUACCAGUGUAUGUCCCGUGAAUUGCUCCCGAAAUCCUGUAAUUUUUAAUACCACAAAUGAGGGUUGUUGUUGUUUUGUCCUGGGCUGUUGUUGUGCCAUAGUGCAAGGGUCCUGCUCUAGAUGCAGUAAUGUUGGGGGACCAUCACAGAACAACUAAUAAAGCAGAAUGAUGUGUGGACAGUCUGGUACAAACCCAUUACUAAUGCACUAUGGUUGUGCUAGUUCCAUGUUGCAGAAUAUACCCGAAAAAGUUAAACACAGAAAAUGAAGUCAGUUAUAAGGAGGAGGUGGCCAGACUGGUUCUUUGAUUCUGGUGGUGGGAAACCUGUAGACCUCCAGAUGUUGAUGGGCUACCAACUCCCAUCAUCCCUGGACAUUGACCAUCCCAACUGGGGUUGUUGGAAGUUGCAGUCAAACAACUUCUGGAGGGCUGGGCUGUAACUCCCAUCUUCUCAGACCACUGGCCCUCCUGGUUGGGGCUGGUGGCUGCUGCAAUUUAGCAUCAUCUGGGGGGGGCACAGGCCCCCACCCCUUCUGAAGCCCUUAAGAAGCAUUGGCGGAGGUGGAAGGCAGCGGUCAAAGCCAGGGUUUGGUUCAUCCUUUGUUGCCACUUGUCUGUCCCCGAUAUGCAACCACUGGAACAUACAUCUUGUAAUUUAUAAUGGUUAAAGCAAUUCCAAUUACAGAUCACCUGCAACUUACGCGUGUUUAACAUGUGCAGUUUCAACUUUACGCAGUUUGCUUACCAGGCUCUGGGAGGCUCUCAUGAGAUCUUAGAUGGUCCCACAAGUUCUCACACAGGAACCUCCAAGAGCUGAGAAGGCAAAGCUCUCUGCCUUGCGUUAAAAUUGCUCGCACUGGGGUGGUUCAAAAGGGGUGAUUUGAGUAUACACACUUUUGCAUAUGGGCGUCAUCCCUGGAAAGUAACACCUGCACAAGGUGCAAGUUACCUGUAUAUCAUUUAAUAAUAAUAAUAAUAAUAAUAAUAAUAAUAAUUUAUUAUUUGUACCCUGCCCAUCUGGCUGGGUUUCCCCAGCCACUCUGGGCGGCUUCCACAGAAACCAAAAAUACACUAAAAUAUCACACAUUAAAAACUUCCCUGAACAGGGCUGCCUUUAGAUGUCUUCUGAAUGUCAGGUAGUUGUUUAUUGCUUUGACAUCUGAUGGGAGGGCGUUCCACAGGGCGGGCACCACUACCUUGAAGGCCCUUGACGGUCUUGACUAUGCUACCACUCAGUGGAUUUGUAACUGGCUGACUGACCGAACCCAAAGGGUGCUCAUCAAUGGUUCCUCUUCAUCCUGGAGAAGAGUGACUAGUGGGGUGCCACAGGGUUCUGUCUUGGGCCCGGUCUUAUUCAACAUCUUUAUCAACGACUUGGAUGAUGGACUCAAGGGCAUCCUGAUCAAAUUUGCAGAUGACACCAAAUUGGGGGGGGUGGCUAACACCCCAGAGGACAGGAUCACACUUCAAAACGACCUUGACAGAUUAGAGAACUGGGCCAAAACAAACAAGAUGAAUUUUAACAGGGAGAAAUGUAAAGUAUUGCACUUGGGCAAAAAAAUGAGAGGCACAAAUACAAGAUGGGGGACACCUGGCUUGAGAGCAGUACAUGUGAAAAGGAUCUAGGAGUCUUGGUUGACCACAAACUUGACAUGAGCCAACAGUGUGACGCAGCAGCUAAAAAAAGCCAAUGCAAUUCUGGGUUGCAUCAAUAGGAGUAUAGCAUCUAGAUCAAGGGAAGUAAUAGUGCCACUGUAUUCUGCUCUGGUCAGACCUCACCUGGAGUACUGUGUCCAGUUCUGGGCACCACAGUUCAAGAAGGACAUUGACAAACUGGAACGUGUCCAGAGGAGGGCAACCAAAAUGGUCAAAGGCCUGGAAACGAUGCCUUAUGAGGAACGGCUAAGGGAGCUGGGCAUGUUUAGCCUGGAGAAGAGGAGGUUAAGGGGUGAUAUGAUAGCCAUGUUCAAAUAUAUAAAAGGAUGUCACAUAGAGGAGGGAGAAAGGUUGUUUUCUGCUGCUCCAGAGAAGCGGACACGGAGCAAUGGAUCCAAACUACAAGAAAGAAGAUUCCACCUAAACAUUAGGAAGAACUUCCUGACAGUAAGAGCUGUUCGACAGUGGAAUUUGCUGCCAAGGAGUGUGGUGGAGUCUCCUUCUUUGGAGGUCUUUAAGCAGAGGCUUGACAACCAUAUGUCAGGAGUGCUCUGAUGGUGUUUCCUGCUUGGCAGGGGGUUGGACUCGAUGGCCCUUGUGGUCUCUUCCAACUCUAUGAUUCUAUGAUUCUAUGAUUCUAUGACUCUGCCUGGUUCCCUGUAGCUUGCUUCUUGCAAUGAGGGAACUACCAGAAGGCCCUCGGCACUGGACCUCAGCGUCCGGGCAGAACGAUGGGGGUGGAGACGCUCCUUCAGGUAUACUGGGUCUAUUUAAACAACAUAGUGUUUCUUGGAAGAGUCUUAAGCAAAAGACAGGCCUCUGCCCUGAUAAUUUAGGUUUUAGAUUCUGGGCACUGAAGAGAGAGAUGAGAAAAGGUGAAGGGGCAUAGCUCAGUCGUGGAGUAUCUACUUUGCAGGAAGGAGUUUACAGGUUCAAUCCCGGGCGUCUCCAGGUGGGGAUGGGAGAGAACCCUGCCUUGAAACUCUGGAGAGCAAAGGUCCUGAGCAGAGGUCUUUCACAUUUCCUGUGACUUGGUCCUUUGAAUGGGAGAAGCCAAGGACUGAACCUGCGACCUCCUGCACUACAAGCUUGUGUGCUACCAUUGAGCUUGGAGGCAUUGUCAACAAAGUUCCUGCACCCAACUUUAGCUUACUUUACUUAAUGCAAACUUUUAUCAUCAUAACUGGAAGAACUGUGGGAGGCAGAGAGGGAGGGAGGGAGGGAGGGAGACAACUUUGUACCUCUGUGGCAAGUCAGCAACACUCCUACCUUUGCGGUUUUCUAAUUUAUAAUAAUUGGCAUUUAGUUAAGAUCCUUUUCUGCAGCGAAUUAUUGUUCUGACUCAUCUGUUAUAGGAGGCAGCUUGAAAAGUUGCUCCAGGCUUUUCGCACAGUGUGUGUGUGUUUGCUUGAGAGAGAGAGGUGCACUAAUUCUGUGCAUGAGAUCAGUUGACCUACUUUGAAAUGGCUGUUAUCUAAUAAGGGACCAUGCCUUCUUGCAAAAUAUAUAUGCAACAAACAGGGUCCUUGCUUUUAAACAAUAGUUUGAUGGUUGGAAUGAGUCAUGGCAGCAUAAAGAAUAUCAAAUCUAAUUUGGGGGCAUGAUCCAGCCAACGUUAAGCAAUGGAGAAGCAUCACAGAACAAAUUAAAACUGGGGGUGGGGAAUCCACCACUAUUGCACUAUUAUUGUAUCAAGAACACAGAAUCAUAGAGUUGGAAGGGGUUCCAAGGGUCACAUAGUCCAACCCCUGAAAUCCAGGAAUCUCAACAUGUGUGUUGCAGAAUAUACCUACAACCGUGGUCUUGUCAGCACCAUUCUCUAACCAACUGAGCUAUCCAACAAGGCUUGGAGGGGCCCUAAAGCUGCUCUCAAUAGGUUUAUCAGUUUGCAUAAGAAAUGCAACUCCUACUUUCUGGUUGUGUCAACUUAUUUUCAUCACUGAAUUUGCAAACUGAUUUCUGUACAUAGCCAAGAAAUGUAUUGCAGGGUAAUGCUCUUUUUACAACAGCCCUUAAGCAGCAAUCCUUUCUACCAGAAGUAGAGGUGAAUGUGUCAAAUCCACACAUUCCCAAACAAUAUGAGAGCCGAAGUAUACCCAUCCUUGGAAAUCUGCACAUACCCAAAUUUUGUGAUGCAGUUCUUCCAACUAAGCAAUUUUUACAAAAGGGAUAUUUUAGGGGAAAGUGUGCUUAACAAAUAUAUUAGCGGAAAUAGCAUGACAAAAUAUUAGCAACAACAACAAAAAAUGCUUGCAAAAAUUACUCGAAACUGUGUGACACAUAAAAUUGUUUAUUACAAGACGUUUGCACUAAAAUCCUGGUGAAUUUUUUUGUAAUGCAAAUUGCUGUAGAAAGAUGAAGAAAUGAAUUUAAUAUUGGAACAAUGAGAAACAGACAAACGAAACUGACAGCACCUUCAAUCCCUAACCAGGAAUACCCAACAUGGCGCUAUUGAUAUGCUUUUGUUACUUAUUUCGUAUAUUUAUAUACCACUUAAUUUUUAAAACAGUCUUAAGCAGUUUACAAAAUGACAAAUGCCGUGUAGUGGUGCCUCAGGUUACGAACUUAAUUCGUUCCGGAGGUCCGUUCUUAACCCAAAACCGUUCUUAGCCUGAGGCGUGCUUUCGCUAAUGGGGCCUCCUGCUGCCGCCGCUGCGCGAUUUCCAUUCUCAUCCUGGAGCGAAGUUCUCAACCUGAGGUACUACUUCCGGGUUAGCGGAGUUUGUAACCUGAAGAGUUUGUAACCCGAGGUACCGCUGUAUGUUUGUUUGAAUUGUAUAUACAAAGACAUUGAGAAACUACAAUAUAAAUACAAUGCAGUACAAUAUUAAAUGAUAACAAAGUAAUAAUUACAAUAAUGAUAACAAAGCAAAAUUAUAGCAGCAUAUUUUGAAAACAACUUUAGAAUCAAGGGCCCUUUCCUUCCGCUGCCUUUCUUUUGAUAAGGCACACCCUGAUUCACAAAAUGCAACAUUCACCCACUAACAGUUACACAUCACAUGCCCAAAUUCUGCCAUGCAUUUACACAAAUCACGCAGUACCUACUUCUCACGCUGGCUGGAGCUGAUGGUGGUUGGGGUCUAACAAUAUCUGUAAGGCAUCAUGUUUGCUACCCCUCCUAUCUCACUGGGAGAAAGCUGCACUGAACUUAGUGGGGCUUAGCGUCGAAAUCAGAGCUUUCCAAACUCUGUGUUGCAACACAUUUGUGUCGGCUGUGUGUAAGUGUAUCAUGUGGAUGCUCCCCAUGCUCCUCCUGGGGCUGGAAAGGGGUUAGUUUAACCUCCGGUUUGCUAGUAAAACUGAAUUACUGUGUUGUGAAAUGAUGCAUGUCUAAAAAGUGUGUCACCAACAUGAUAAGUUUGGAAAGCACUGGUCUAAAUGGAUAUGCAUAGGGUAGUGCUGUUGACCAACUGCUAAGGGGUAAUCUGCUUGCUUGGUUUCAAGGAAAGGCACUGAGGAUUCCACUCCCCUUAGAGGAGUUCUAUUUUACUGCACAGCCAUACAGUAUUAAAUGUUUAACUUCUCUCUUCCCUACAGGAAGUCCAAUCUCCGUCCUUGAAAUUGUCUCCUUAUUCCCAAGGCAGUGUCCGAAGGGUUAUAUUGGAGAAUCCUGGCCAGGUAAGAAAACUUUGUUGCUUUCAUAAUGGUUAGGUAAAGGUAAAGGGACCCCUGACCAUUAGGUCCAGUCAUGGCUGACUCUGGGGUUGCGGCGCUCAUCUCGCUUUAUUGGCCGAGGGAGCCGGCGUACAGUUUCCGGGUCAUGUGGCCAGCAUGACUAAGCCGCUUCUGGCAAACCAGAGCAGCGCACGGAAACACUGUUUACCUUCCCGCCAGAGCGGUACCUAUUUAUCUACUUGCACUUUGACGUGCUUUCGAACUGCUAGGUUGGCAGGAGCAGGGACCGAGCAAUGGGAGCUCACCCCGUCGCAGGGAUUUGAACCGCUGACCUUCUGAUUGGCAAGCCCUAGGCUCUGUGGUUUAACCCACAGCGCCUAUUCUCCAAAAGCUGGGUCCAAGCUGUUACUGGGGUUUGGCAUGGUUUGAUAUACUUUUGCAAAAUUUAAUACUCAGACAGGUUCAUUCAAAUACUUAUAUUCCCUUUCCCUUUCAGCUUUUUCCUUUUGUGCCAGUAGCAGUGAAUUCAGGCUCACUAGCAGAGGGAUUUAGGAUUCCCUCAAAACAAUCUGAAAUCUGAAAAUUUGUCACUGCCUUGAAUUAAUCUGAGAUCUCAUUUAGCAUGUCAUAUUUAUUAGUAAAACAAAAUGAAAAAAGAAAAGAUAACAACCAUGACACAUUAACCUUUAUAUGUUAUAUAUGUUUUUCAAAUAGUCAAAAGUGGUUGAACUGAAAAUUUUGAUUAAAAAGCAAUCAACAAGGCACACUUUGCAGAACAUUCCUAUGCAUGUUUACUCAGAAACAAAUUCCAUUGUUUCCAGAAGGGCGUCUUCUCAGGAAAGUAUGUCUAGCAUUGCCAUCUAAGGCUACAGUCCCAACUCCAGUUUCCUGGGAGUAAACCCCAUUCAAUUCAAUGGGACUUACUUCUGAAUAGACACAGUUAGGAUUGCAGCCUUAAAAAGCGGUGCAAAGAAACCCAGGCUUUACUUGGAAGUUAAUUUCAUUGAAAUAACUUGUAAACAUUUUUUUUUUAAAUGUUUAUUAAAUAAAGCUUUCUACACUGAUAUUUAGCCACUAAAGCGCCUAGGGAAAUCAAUAGCAAACAAAACAGUCCUCAAAUUUUCAGUCACAACAGGAAAGGAAAAAAAGAUGAGGAGAAAUCAAAAGAAGGAAACUCAGGCAUCAGUGUGUAGAGUUAUCAAGUUCCUAUGAUGACCAGCUUGAAAAUAAGCUGUUCAGAGAGAGGAAGGCCCAAUACUGUUUUCUUGACUCUUUCUUUUGUAGCCUGAUGGAGUAUCUGUGGCUAGAUGACAGUUGUGGGGGUUUCAAAUGAAGCUGAGCCCUCAAGUGAACUGAGGGUGUGGACCCUGCUUCCCAUCUCUCCCUUCACUUCAGCCUGAUUGAAUGGAUACUACUAGGUGGCAGUUAAGGGAGAGGAGGAGCCAAAUGCUAACUAAACUCGUAGCAGAACCAAUGAAGUGGAUCUUGCUUCUCUCUCUCUCAGCCAGAUGGAGUGUUUUAAAUUGAGGAGGAGAUCCUCAGGCCUUUAGCCCAUAUCUCACCCUCAGCAAUCUCCUGAGGCCACACCCCUCACUACCAAUGCCCCUUGCUUGCCUGAACAGAGGAUGGAGAGUAGAAAGAGGCUUUGUGUACAUAUAGAACUUCCUGGCUCUUGUGUGGGUGAAAUGUAACCUAAAGAGAAGAGUCAUAUCCAUUGUUCUGCCUACAUUCCCCACUGGUGCCUCCCACUGCUAGAAGGUGGCCCCCAAAAGACUUCCCAUGGGGGAAUGUGGCCUUGGACUUGGUUUUAAGUCAUGGCGACUCACUUUCUGUUAUUUUGCUUUUUAAGAAAGCUGAAGCUGCUAAAAAUUCCUCCAAACAUUAUUAUUUUUUGCCUGCGUAGAGAGCUCUGUACAUAAAUAUACGCGCUCCCUAGGGAUAGUCUCAUGAGAAAAAAGUUAAUUACAACUUUGAUUUUUGUUUUCCCCCUAAUCGCCCAAUUUAACUAUUGUUGUAUCUGUUCAUUAUGUUACCAGUUAAUUUUAUGAAACAAUGCAUUUCUUUAAAAUAAUGAAUUCCCCCAAUUCCCGCAGAAAAAAACAAACCCCAGCAUCAGGAAACGGUCCUGAGGGGAAAAUGUUCUGCUCAAUAUCGCUGCACUCCAACUUAACAUCUCCAUCUGGAACUCAAAUAGAGACAGCCUCUUUUAUUUCUUAGUUGCUGCUGAUGAUUUGAAUCACACAAGUGCUGUUAUGCAAACGUGUAAUGGUUGUUUUAUAUUUGCAGGAGCCCCUGUCUCCACUUCUAAGAGAUGGAAAUAAGGUGAUAUACGAAAAGACAAUAAGAAAAUAUGAACUGCUAAAUCCAGAUCAGGUAAGUGUCCCUAGCUUUUAAGAGGAACCCUCACCAGAAAACCCCCCAAACUCAUAACAUUCAAAAGUAGUUUUCUCAGAUCUAAGGAUUGCUGUCAGGAGCCAAUAAGAACAGAGCUAAGUUUAAGUUGUCUGAAUCCCUAAAUAGAUCUCCUACCCUCUCCCCUUUCACCAUUGUUUGAUCUUCUGGACACAAAGAAGCACCUGUUUCUUUUCAGACUUUUCAGUCCUGCCUUUGCAAUGAACACUGUCCCUGCGACAGAUGAAUGGAAACCUUUUUAAAAGACUGAAUGGAUAGUAUUGUUUUUGAAAUCCCUAUUUCCCCCAGGAGUAUAAUGUUCCAGGGAAAUACUUUUUCGGAGUUUGUUUCCUUGUGGGGAAAAGGGUACUGGAGGUGUAUUUUGAAUAUCUAUCUAUUUCCACACAUGCAAGUUGAGAAGGGAAGUGUAGAUGGACCAUUCUAACCUUGAAAGAAAUAUAAGUCACCCUACAAAAGCAAUACAUAUGUCCUAGGGAGUCCCCAAAGGCAAUCGCUUUUCAGGUAGCUGCAAAAUCUCAAGUCAGGAAGGUAGGUAGGUAGGCAGGCAAAGUUUGAAGGAGUAGGUUGGAAUGUAGACCCAGGCACAGAAACAAGCCUAGAGACCUAAACCAGUAGUUUCAGCACUUGAAAAGGAGCUUGAAUUUCUCAGCAGCCUUGCUUAAUAGUUCCAGUAGCCAAGGAAGCCUCAACUGGUCAGAGCUAGGGUACUAAAAUAGCUUUCAUCAGCCUGGUGCACUCCAGAUGUUUUGGAUAAGAAUUCUCAUCAUCCCCAGCCAGUGAAUCCAUGCUGGCUGAGACUGAUUGGAGUUGUAGUACAAAAAAUUUGGAGGGCACCAGGUUAGCAAAGGCUGCAUUAAAACAACACUGGCCAAGAAGAUACAGCCAGUAAGAACUAAUCACCAGCUUUUGAACUAGAAGUAGAGUCUUGAAUUCCUAGCUUUUACAGCACCAAAUGUUUAAUGAAGCCUACUACAGAGCAGAGAAAAUGUUUGCAAUCUGGGAUGACCACAUCAGAGUCUUCAGAGUCUGUAUGUUGACCAGGAACCUACAUGUAUUUGGCUCCAGCACCAAUCUGGCCAAAAGCCAGAAGCAAGAGAGCAAGAAAAUUUGGUCUCAACUAGUGUUUUUGCAACAGAGGCAACCUGAAGACUGGCAUCAAAGAUGACAGUGGUGGACGUUUUCCAACCCUUCCCCCUAGCUCAGCUAAUCUGACUCCACAUCUUAAAGAUUACGAUGCCUACAAAGUGAUUGAGUUCCAGGUUGCUUAAGCAAGUACGCAGCUGCAUCAUCUUGACGCCCCCAUAGAGCUCCUCCUGAGCUGAAUGAGCAAAACUCAGGUCAGGCAGGUGCAUGGUGUUCCAUGGGGAAAAUGAGGAUGGAGACCUAGCCCUAGAGACCAGCGUGGACACUCGACACCCUGUGGAGGAAGGGAUUUCCUCUAAGGACAUGUCAACACCACAAGUUCUAGGCCAUUUUCAAACUUGUCUUAAGGAUGCAAUCUGAUGCAUGCUCUACCUGAGCAUAAGACCCAGUGUACAUAGUGUGUCAGUAAAUGUGCACAGGAUUAUGCUUCAGGAGUCUUGACUCUCAAUCAAGGAACUCUAGAACUAAGACUUCUCUAGCAAAGCAUUGUCAGUGUCACGGUCCAAUUUUCAAAGGUCAUCUGAAGAAGCUAUAAUGGAGAUACAAGAUUAAGAUAAUGGAAAAAAGGGGAGGGAGAAAAAUGGGGGAAUUAAGGAUGAUAUGUUUUCAGAUAAUAUGUUUUGUUUAAAUUCCUAAUAAAAAUUUUAUAUAUAAAAAAGAUAAUGGAAAAAAGCUCUCAUGUUGGAUUCCUUACAAACUGUUUAAACUUGAAGUGUGGGUGUGCCCUCUGUAUCAAAUGAAGCACAUUUGGCUACUCAGAAGCAUUUAAAUAACUAGUGGUGAUGUUUCAAAUAAUGUACUAAGGUGCAAAAAUGCAAAUACUAGGGCAAAGAGUCCCUAUAAAUACAUAUAUAUAAACACACAUAUACAUAUCCAGUAUAGAAUAUAGAAAAUGGAAUAUGGAAUAUAGAAUGUGUGUGUAUGUUUGUGUGUAAGUGUAAACAUUAUAUAAUAUAUUCAAAUAUAUACAAAAUGUAUAGAUACAAAGUAUACAAAGGUGCACUGUAUUAGGGAAAAUUGCUUUGCAAAAAAAGUGUAUAUUAGACAAAAAUGUGCACUAUAAUGUUGGCGAAUCUUCACGAGGACUUUAUGAAACAUUGCAAAUAGAUGUGGAGAACUGAGACAACAGAAAUAAAUUGAAAUUGACCGGUUCGCCCACCACUAGUUAUGACUGGGAAGGGUUUGAGUGCAAUGCUUCAGUUCUGAAUGAAUUCUGUUUCUUUUAAUGAAAAAGCAAUACCAAUAUGGCCUCCAGUCUGACCAGUGCCAAGUCAGCCAACCAGUGGAACAUGUCCAAGUGGUCCAGCAGUGCCAGCAAACCCAGACGGGCAAUUGCUAUGACGUAAGUCCCAUCUGUGUCAAUGAUUUCGGAAGUGGGAAUGUGAAGAAGGUCACCCUUCAGACCUGUGAACCGGUAAGAAUGGCUCCUCUUUAGAAUAGACUUCAGGUUCCCACAAAUGUUUCUGCUUGUUUCUUUUUGACUUGAGUCUUCUGAAGCCGCAACGUGGCUUCAUGAUAACCAGACGGAGACUAGCAUGGGAAGCUCUGAGAAGUGGCUGUAUGGAAAAUCCUAGCCCAAUGAAGCUUACAGUGCUUAGGCCUAGUCUUUAGAUAUAGUGGUCUUUGCUGAGAAAUAUGUAAAGAUGUGUAUUGUUGGUUUGCCUGCUUUUCAUUUGCUACCCUGGGACCCCGUGCAAGCAUAGUUUAUUCUUAAAUAGAGAAUAAAAGAUGUGAAUAAAAAACACUGGGCCUGACAAUUAUACACCAUGACUAUAUUGUCUAACAAUACCCAAUGAUGGAAGAGCAGUUUUGUUGUCAUGUUUUAACAUGUUACCCUCCAAGGUACUAGAUGGGAGAUUUUUUUGAAGUUGCCCCCAAGGGCAGAUGCUAUCCUUGUAAUCAUUUAGCGCCUGGGGGUGAUGGGGGUUGUACUCCAACAACAUCUGGAGAGCGCCAGGUUGGUGAAAACUGUUUUGGAGCCUGUCUGUUGUUGUUGUUUUUUUGGGGGGGGGCGGAGAUCGGAGAACAGUUUCCAGGUCAAUAUUUAGGAGAUCCUACUGAGUAUUUUCCUUGUGAGGAUUUGUGUGUGUUUAAUAAUUCCAUUGCCAAAUAGGUGGCAAUAUAACUGAAUGUUGUAAUAUCUCUUAGACCUGCUAUGAUUUUUAACUCUUAGCUUCUCACUUUUGUUCUUCUGAGGUUGCAUUUAGAAAUACAGUUGGGACUUCUAAUGAAAUGUUGCAGUGUAGAAUUCUGUCCAGCAUUCUAUCCAGCAGAUGCUCCCUCGCAAGGUGCUCUAAUCCACCCACCACCCACCUGAGUUAGCAUUCUAUAGCUGCUGAGCACACUCAGUCAAUAUUGGGUGGUGGAUAGGAGGAAACAAAUUACUAUUUCGGCAAACCUUGGGACCAGCGUUUGAAAUUCACCUGGUGACAGGUGCAUUUUGCACCUGCUAUAAUAAUAAUAAUAAUUUAUUAUUUAUACCAUGCCCAUCUGGCUGGGUUUCCCCAGCCAUUCUGGGCGGCUUCCAACAGAACACUAAAAUACAAUAACUAUAGGCCACUUGCAACCAAGUGAAGAUGCCUGGAUGUCUCAACCAUCUGGAGGUGCAUGCCUGGGGAUCCUUGGAUCGUGACUGUUUUCACACACUAGCAACAACACAUCCUGUAGUAUUCUGUCAGUUAAAUUUUAUCUAUACAAUCAGAACGAAUUUCAGGAACCCAAAAGUCGUAUUGAAAAAUACGACUUUUGAACCUUUUGGCCUCAAAAUUGCAACUAGGCAUUCCAUUUGGGCGGCUGUAACCCUGGUUUAAGGAGCCAUUUUGCACUUGGCUUAUAUAUCUGAGUUUCUGACACUGCUUGGGAUUCUUCUGAGCCUGCUAAUAACCUCCUCUCCUCUGCAUGGAUAGUGGGGGUUUUGUUUGUUUGCUACAUAAAGAUCCACACUUGCUAUUAGCAUCUAGGAUAAAAGCUGGAUCUCGUUUUCUCAACCAUUUUGCUUACGGUUGCAACAUGAGUAAUGUGCAGCUGGGUAGCACAGGACCACUCUUGCUCUGAGCUUCUGUGCUGAUGGUAUUGGGAACUAGAGUCAAAAUGUGUGUUCAUUUGCCUCCAGCAAAAGGCAGGCAAUUUUGCAAGUACCUUAGCAGAAAAGUGCUGUUAGCCACAGAAUUAAGAAACCAAACGUACUAAGGUGGAGCGCUUGCAGGCAGAGAGGAGAAGACUGGAUUCUAAUAACAUGAAUUAAAUACAGGACAUGCCACCAGGCCUUAGGCCCCUCAGGAGGUCAAAUGCACAUUGUGGGAACAGCUGGAAUUGAAGCUGGUGGCUUUCCUAAGCCAAUACUGCUGCUUUUAUUCUGGUGUGUCUGGGGGGUGGGAGAGAAGAAAUGGAGUCUAAUAAGGAUGAAUCAUUUUCGUCUGUUUUGUCUCCUCUCUCUCACACAAACUUUUUAGCUGACUAGGCUUGUUUCAAUGAGCCCCUGGGGGUUCUGGCUAUAGUUCUUUACUUUUGCAUCUUCUCUUCACCUUUCCUCCGCAAAGUUGGAACCCACAUCCUCUGAGAGUAGGAUUUUAUUUUAUGAUUUAAAAUUUCUUAUAGCUCACCUUGCAGGGUACACUGCCCUGACAAGGCACACAAAAAAUAAAUAAAACACAUUAAAAAUAUAAACAACAGCCCAUGAAUACAGCAAAUUAAAUAUUUAACCAUUAGUUUUAAGCUAGCAGCUGCUAAAGAAUAUUAGACACAGGGCAUUAAGCAAAUGCAAGCUGGAAUCAGCAUGCAUGGAGAGUUCUUAGGUGUGAUGAGCCUUUAUGUACUUCCCGGGGGAGGUGUUCCAGAAAUGUGGGGCCACCACUGAGAAGACCCCAUUCCAGACACCAAUCCUAAGGGUUUCACCAGCAGACCAGAGAGCAAACCUUGGAUAUAAUUAAGCAAUAAUUAGUCAUAAUGAUUUUACAGUGCAUGCGGGUCCUUUUCAUCUCUAGCAAAGUUCCUCUUUCCAGUUUGCUCAUGCACAUUUUUCAUUCUGUAUUGGCUCUCUGGUGGUCGCAUGCACCAUAUUGCUUCAGACUGCCAUUUCUUUUGUGUUUCCGGUACUUAAUUGAAUAUCUUCUUUUCCGAACAAGACUCUUUAAAAGGAAAUUCUUAUACAGUCUGGGUGUCUGUACUGAAAUUGUUUUUAAGUAUGUUUUAAUUGUUGACAUUUUUCUCUUAAUCACAUUGGGAUGUUGUUGUUGCUGUUGUUUUAAAGAACGAUUGCAAAUGCCCCAAAUCAUUUCCCACAUUCAUGGGCAAAGCAGACCCUAAAGCGGUCUUUUAUUUGUCUCCCACCAGGUGAAAUGUGUUUAUGAAGUAAAUGAUCAGUUGGACUCUCGGUUCUUUGGCGAGCUCCUGGCAGAACUGCACCGCAAGAGCAGCGAACUCUAUAGCUGUUUACUCCAGCAUAUCGAGAAGCUAGGUGGAAGGUAACUUUGUGCCUACCCCUAUUUCUGGUGCUCUGGGAAUCUUAAGAAUGUUAGUCAGAGUUUUAUAGAUGGAAGGAGGAAUGGUCAGUUCAGCUGCAUUCUGCAACUCCAUUCUGCUUGUGAGUAGUUAACCAUUUGAUUGCCUGUUUUUUGAGAAAUUCUGUGAAUUUAGAAAGCAGGAGGUCAUGAAUUCUGAAUUUGAAGAUGAGUCUCCCUAGUUCUGCAACCAGUCACAUAAUCCAAGUUACAUGAUUGGAGCAUGUUGUGAAAAUUUUGUUUGAUUGUAUACAUGUCAAUCAUUAUGGAGCCCUUCUGCAAAUAGGCACAGUUAAUGAACUGUUGGACUGUGUGCAUGUGUGUGUGUAUUUUGAAUGGUGUGUGUUUCUUGUUUAUAAAUGUAUGCAUUUUGUCUGCUUCUGUCUGCAUUUGCAGCUAUAGGAACUAAAAGGUUAUAUUUAAGAAUGAAAGCUUACCUCUUACCUGAAUCACCCAAGAGGACUUUAAAGAAAUGUUGAAAACGUUACACAGCUGGCUAAUGAAAAUUAUGUGCAUUUGGAAAUACUCUGUGCUAAUGAUGUCCUGUUUUUCUUACAGGAGAUAUGAAAUCGACUCUCUGAAUCAAGUAAGUACUCUUAAAGAUUUUUAGUAUCCUCCAUCAAUGGUCCAUGGCUGCAGUCCAGUGAAUCUCACAACAAAUAUCCUGAACUUGUACAGACAUUACCUAACCAUAGUUAGCUACCUUACACCAGGGUUUUUGAUCGCUUGAAUUAAGCGCUAGCCUGUGGAGGGAUGUGUGGAGAUAGUAAUGCCUACUUGCCAAAUUGCAAGCAGAAAGUGUUGAAGAGGUAGGGAAAGUGUCUUAGCCAUGGUUUCUUAACACAAACCAUGGAAAGCAAACCUGUUUCUCACACUGGUUUGUGAUCAGUCAUUAAACCAUGGUUAGGUGUUCAAACUAAUGCUUCCUUAAAUGAUUAUGAAAUCAUAGAUGGGUUAUAUAUUCUAUAACAUAUUUCUAUCAUAAUCCCACUUUAUCAAAAUGAUGGGCAAAAACUAUUUCCACACUGAGCAGAUUGAGUGUGCAAAAGAUUUAGUGGUCGCCAUGCUCUUAGCAAGUUGCAGAUAAUGAGCUUGCCAAAAGUAUACAGGCUGUGUCCUCCAUUGCAUGCUAGGCCUGUAACCAAAUAUUUUGCAGGAAGGCUGCUGUAAAGUUGAUGAAUACUUUAAUUGCUUAAGUCCAUCAGUUGCUGAAAACUUGUGACAUUUUCUUCUUUGCUUGGUUGAAGAAAAAGGCUACAUUGUCUGAAGUUCUUCACAAGGAACUCCUCUUUUCAGUACAAUCCCUAAGUGUGCACUUUGCUAAUUACUGAGGUGCAAGCUCUCUAAUGAGGGUGAACCACAAGGUCCCUUGAUGCCUCAGAGAUACUGCGCUUUCCAGUCCUCACAGCCCUUUUACCAGAAGAAGCAAAUUGUGUUGGAUGGAGCUGCUUCACUAGUGUCAUGGCAGGUGGGUUGCUGUUGCCUACUGGGAGUGGGGAGGUCAGCUAAUGCAGAUGCACCAACAAGAGCACUAUAUUGGUUCUGCCAGGGUGCUUGCACCGUGCUGCCCUGUCUCUCUCCCUCCUAGCAAGCAACAGUGACUAACCUGCCAGAGAGUUAGCAUAGUGGUUCUGCCCCACCUGGCAUUUAACUCUAAUAGGCAACAAGAGUCUGUUGCCAUUCUGCUUUCUCUGUCCUUCAGUUGCUCAUAAUAUUUUGUGCUUGUUCCAUGAUUUAUUUUUUGCUGCUAUCAAUAGAUGAGAACCAGGUCUAAUACUCACUCUGUCUUUUUUGUCUCCUGUUUCUAAAUUAAUAGACGGAAGAUAUUGAGAGUUUGAUUCCUAAAGGGAUUUCUGAAUCAACAAAGCAACAAAUCCGUUAUCUCCUGGAGGUAGGGCAUUCCGUAUGUGGGCGUGAGGUGGAAAGUAAUCUGCAAAAAUUAAAAGGGAAUAUUUCCUGGCUUUGUGUUAUGAAAACACUUUUUAAAAAAUACCAUCGUUCUCAUUUGCAGCGACUUGUCUGAACAAAUCAACAGAUUCCAUUGUGGAUGCUGAUCCAUGCUUGACAUGUGUAAUUUGAAAAUGCCAGGUUUCUCCCUAGUCUUAUUUUGUAGUCUUUAUUUUAACUUCUAAGCAUACAACAAUCUGAACAUAUUUUUAAACAAGCAACAGCGAACUCUGGACAAAUUUAAAAUUAUAAUCAGGAAUCAGAUAUUGGCUAGAAAAAACUCUUUCAUGCCUGCAUGUGUGCAUAUAAUAGGCAGGAAGAACACUAUAUCUUUAGAGAGGGGUGUUGGGAUUACAAGCCCAUAUAAAUUCUAUAAAUCAAACCAAUUCGCAACAAAAGUGUAAAUAAAAUAAAAAUCAGCAAGGGGGAGGUCUUACCUACUUUGAUUUUUAGGGAUGGGGGAGAAAUUCACUCUAAUUCACAGUAUCCAAAACAAUAUGAGGACCAAAACACAGCUAUUCUUUCCAAUGUGCAGUUCUUCAAAUUUUGCAACACAGUUGCCUAGCUAAGUGCCAAGCACAAAAAUGUAUAUACCAGGGUAAAGUGUGCAUAGACAUGCAUUUAUAAGUGAAAGUAACAUGCAUGAAUGUACUUUGUAAGGCGGAAACACUCUGCAAAAAUGUGUACAUUGGAUACAGAUUUGCCCAUCUCUUACAGCAACCAUAAGAUUCAGUUCAGAUCCUGAUUCAGUGCUUUGGAAAACACCCUGAUUUGCUUUGAAGCACUCCAGAGGCAGAUACAGAUUGGGUUCUGAAUCUGAAUCCCAUUUCUGAAAAAUGAAAAGUUGUACUUCUCUCAUUCAAUAUUAAAAAUGAUGUAGACUUUUUAAAUUUCCCCAUGAUGUUGAAUGGGCUAUAUAAUUUUUCUUCUUUUUGGCAGAACUUGUUGAAAUUGGCUUGCCUUGUAUAGCUCUUACUAAGAGGAUAAAACUUGCUACAUCCCAGACAAACAGAUGCAAGGGUGUUGUUGUUUGUUUACUGGGCACCUUAAACUUAUUUUAUUUUGAAUUAAUGGGUUGUAUCCAGUGUUAGUUCUACUCAGAGAAGGCCAAUUGAAAAUAAUGGACUUUGCUAACUUAGGUAUAUUAAUUUUAAUGGACUUAUUCUGAGUAGAACUUAAUUGGAGUAACUAGAUUAUUUUGCUUCUCUGAAAUUUGCUUUUCCUUUCUUUCCCUCCUUCUUUCCUAGAUGAGAGUAACUGCUGAUAAGUCAAUGAGGCUUGUCCUUGCUACAUUCAACAACCUUCGAGAAGAGCUUGUUCAUCUUCAGGAUGACUUAGGGGUGAGUGGCUGUCCUGGUUAGUCUCUGUCCAAAUGUAUUCGAUUAGUUCAUCAAUUGGUAUACAAGACUGGGAUUCCCAAAUCUACUUAGGGUGCAACUACCAGAAUUGUUGACCCCGCCUCUGCUUGCAUGGCAGACCCUUCUACUGUACACUACCUCCUUUUGAAACCCUCCUUGAUUUCAAAAGACCACUGUCACGUGACAUGUUCUUGAUAAACACAAUUUUUCCUUUGUCCAACUGGGCAGAGGCAAAUGACUUCAGCAUUUCCAAAUGAAACUUCGUGUUAGCUGUUUCUUCUCAAGCGUUUUGUAGGAACUUGUCAUCUUCGUUUUUGGUUGAUCAAAUCAAAGGCUAUGGAUGCUUUAUGGUCCUCUCUGAAAGUGACCCUUAGGCACGCACUGUAGCAAUUCCUCAGAAGCGAGUCCUUCGCUGAGAACUUGAGCUUGCUUCCUCUCUCUCCUCUUCCCUUUUUCCUUUAAUGCUGUUUCUUCUAGAUAUGUGGGCAAGGGCUGCCUUGUUUUAAUUGAUUGCAUAUAAGCCACUCUGGGAGCUUCUUCAGCCGAAGUGCAGAGUACAGAUGUUAUCUAAAUAAGUAAAUAAAAUACAUACCAAAAGAGAACCCUUGCCCCCCCCCCAAAGGUUCCUAGUCCUCCCAGCUCUUUUUUUGGGAUAUAGUCCCCUUGGACCAGUAUGUGACUGAGUUGCAGUUGCUGAUGGAACAGUAGUAUGUGCCCCUAUUCUGCUGUCCUUCAAACUGUGUUUUUGAACCACUUCCUGGCUUCCUGGCUACCAUUCAAAUCACCUGAGAGAUUUUUAGCUUUGGGCCCAGUAAGGAGGAGUUUCAGGUUUGUCUCUACACAUUGCAAUAAGCAUGUUAGUUUCCCCAUUAGAAUUCUUGGUCCUGCGCGUCCACCAUCAUAGCAGCAUGGGCCCAUCUGAAUUUUCAAAAUUGUCAUCUGAAUUUUCAAAAAAAAAAAAAGUCCUUUUCAUAAUGAGAAUUUUGCUUUCACAGAAACUGGAAACUGACAAAGUGCUGCUUGAGAAAGACCUGGCUUUUAAAGAGUCCCAAGUAAAGGAGUAUGAAACUCUUCUGGAGUCGGUGCGAGAGAAUAAUCGCCAACAGCAGGUAGGUUUGCAUGCUUAUCGGACUGAAACAAUAAAUCUUAGUGGACCUGAGUUGAGCCUUAAGAGCACGUGGCAAUGUUAAGCGUGCUUGCUCUGAGGAUCAAAGUACCUUGGUGGUAGGGGGUACACAAGGUACAGCAUUCCCACUGGUAAAUUGGCCCCAGGUUGUCUAAGCUGACCUGCUUCCUGCCAUGUGUGUUCACAGCAAGCCCUCAGGGAGUACACUCUGAAGUGCCGCUCGCUGGAAGAGCAGCUCCUCUCUCUCCGGCACAACGACGGAGACCGAGAGUUCCGGCUGAAAGACCUGGAAUACAGCAAGCGAGCCUUGGAGCAAGAAAUCCAGAAUCUGAGACUCCAGGUAAAGGCAGGCCUUUGUUUCUAUUAACGUGUGGCCUAAUGACGGGUGACUGGGCCUCCCCAGCCUUAAUUCAGUAAUCUAACCCAGGCACAGGGAACCUUUUAUUGUUAUUUUUUGUCCUGCCAAGGGCCUCAUUCACUUGGAAGGAAUGAGGGUCAAAGGUUGCGUUACUGGCACUUGGGGGGUGGGGGGCAAAUGCCAAUAUUGGUAGGUGCUGGAGCCCAAAAUGGGUGGGUCACCCUUUUCUCUCUCUCAUGCGCUUUCUGCUGCUCCCUUCAUAGGGACGGAGGAAUGCUGCCUUGAGCAUAGGCCCAUCCAGCUCAAUAUUCCCUGCACUCAAAUUUGGAGCUAUACUUGACAAUCUGAUAAAGUUGACAGUUUACUUGGACUUUGUGAUUUUAACUCACUUGCAAAGUACUCAUUCUGUGUGCCUUAUUUCAUAAUUUUGUUUUUCACCUUUUAACUUUUGUCUGUUGAUGUAAUCGUUCUCUCUGUUUUAUAUGCAUUAUAAAAUGAAAUACUGAUAAUAAACUUUGCAGGGGGGGGGGGAAUGCUGCCCACACUGGCUGACAGCAGUGCUCCAGAGUUUCAUACAGUGGCACCCCCCAGCUUUAUCUCAAUGGGGUGAACGUUGAAUCUGAGAUCUUCUGCAUGCAAAGCAGAGCAUGCAAAGAGAGCCCUCCUCUCUUUCUCAUUCUGCCACCCUGUUUUCUCCCUCGUUGGCACCCACAUGAAACUGGGCUUGAAAGCUGCAUGUAGAUGAGAGGCUUCAGGUUGCCCCCCUGUGGUCUAAGGGCUAUGCUACAACCAUGAGCCAGAAAUCAGUGAAUACUUGCUAUUUUCUGGUUAAACCAGCAAGAUAGGCAGGAUAGGCAGAGAAGCCUUUUAUGUCCUUCCAAUGAUGAGAAUUACACCAUCCUCUGCAUAAGAACAUAAGAAAAGCCUGGCUGCUGGAUCAGGCUAAUGGUCCUUCUGCUUCAGCAUCCUCUUCUCAACAGUGCCCAGGUCUAGGGGUUCCUGGUUCUAGCCACAGGAGCUUCUGAUGCCUCCAGUUAAUUAAAAAAAGGGAACGUGGUGUGGUUUGAAAACAAGUAAAAUCUAUAUUGGAGAACCCUUGGCAAACUGCUGCUGGUCUGCAGGCAGUUCUAGGCUGCAAGUAGCAAUAAAAGAAGGUAAGAAGAGCCUACUGGAUCAAGCCAAUAGCCCAACUAGUCCAGCAUCCUGUUCUCACAGUGGCCAAUCAGAUGCAUGCGGGAAACCCACAAGCAGACUCAAGCUCAAGAUCCUUCUCCCUUGUGUGGUUUCCAGCAACUGGUAUUCAAAAGCAUCAUUUCCUCUGCCUGUGGAGGCAGCCAUCUUAAUUGAUAGCCACUGCCAGGGAUAGCCUUUAUCCUCCAUGAAUUUGUCCAGUCUUCUUUUAACACCUUCCAAGUUUGUGGCCAUGAACACCUUCGUUAGGAGUGAACUCAGUGAGUUCAACUAUGCGCCAUGUGAAGAAGAAAAGGUAAAGGGACCCCUGACCGUUAGGUCCAGUUGUGGAUGACUCUGGGGUUACAGUGCUCAUCUUGCUCUAUAGGCCGAGGGAGCUGGCAUACAGCUUCCGGGUCAUGAGGCCAGCAUGACUAAGCCGCUUCUGGCGAACCAGAGCAGCACACGGAAACGCUGUUUACCUUCCUGCCGGAACGGUAUCUAUUUAUCUAUUUGCACUUUGACGUGCUUUCGAACUGCUAGGUUGGCAGGAGCUGGGACCGAGCAACGGGAGUUCACCCCCUCGCGGGGAUUCGAACCACCAACCUUCUGAUCGGCAAGCCCCAGGCUCUGUGGUUUAACCCACAGCGCCACCCUCAUCUCUUUUAUGUGAAGAAGUACUUUCUUUUAUAUGUCCCGACUCUUCCAACGUUCAGCUUCCUUGGGUGUCAACCGGUUCUAGAGAUGCGAGAGAGGGAGAUGAGGGAAAUUUCUUUGAACAUCAGUUUUGUGACGGAGCUCGGUGAAAGUGACCCUGCUUUUUAUCGUCUGUGCCGUUUGCAAAAGUCAAACUAAAUUAAGCAUUUUGCUCUUGCACAGGCUUCCUCUAACACUCCAGGCCAGACCACCGUUGACGAACUAUCCAGCCGCUAUGUGGAGAUGAUCAACCAGCUUAGAGAGGAUAAGGACAGGGAGAUCCGCAACCUCAGGGUAUGUCAGCUUUCCUUUUGGGGACACCACAGGGGGAGAAAGUCCAUAUCGAACCUCUCCAAGUACACCUCUGCGUUUGUACAGCUCAGGGCCACAGUGGUUGUGGCAUCGGGAAAUCAGUGAUUGAACUGCCUGCUUUCUAAAAUUAUUCCUACUAUUAAAAAGGUUAAUGGCAGCCACUGGGAUGCUAUUAACCUUUUUAAUAGUAAGAAUAAUGGGCACUGGCAGUGUUGUUAGCCCUGUCCCUUUAUAUCAUUUUUGCCUUUUAAAUUGCCCUCCACCCGAAGCUGCUACCUGCUCCAUGGAACAAAUAGCAGCUUCAAGGAAAAGAGAUUUUAAUCAGGGGGGUGCAAUGAGCGCAGUGGGUCGACCCCUUCCAUAUGCAUAGCCCCAGUUAGUUUUAAACACACAAUUACUAUUGCAUAUUAGAAAACCCAGAAGGACAGCUGAACCACAAAUCUCCCGAUGUCACUCGGGGUGUGAAAAUUCUUGCUGCUCGCUAUGAAUGCUGGCAGUAGCAUCUUAUUAAUCGUUGUUUUUAUUCUGAGGGUCGUAAGCCUCUGGAUGGGUGUCAUCGGGUCCAAAGGGUGAGGUAUUUUUAUUUAGAUUAAUUUGUUUUUUAUUGUAUCCUUUGCUGAAAGUUUCAAUGAAAAUACUUUUUUUUAAAAAUAAAAAAGGUGGGGUACCAGUAUUUUAAUAAGCAACAAAAUAAAGAGUACCAGUGUUAAAAAAUAAAAUUUAAGUUAGUAGUUUUGCUACUCACCUCACCAGAGGUGGUGAGAUUCAUAGUGGAGACUCCCUACAUUUGCUCUGGAAAGCCUGGCUUUCCCAUAUUCUCCAGUUCCAUUCCUUGACUUUUUAUCGCUUGCCUUUUUUUUAUUGUUUUCUUUAAAAAAAAAAAAAUCUGUAUCUGAGCAUGUGACCUGCUGUUCUUGUUUUCUAGUCCAAAUUAUGUGAAUUCCAGCGGGAUUUUUCAAGGAAGCAGGGGAGUGACACUGACCUCCAGAUUAGACUGCAAGACCUGACUUUAAGGCUGGAAGAGAGAGAUGCCACAUUGAAGCAGUUGGAAGAUGUAAGUAGCGCUGCUUUGCAGACCGUGGUUUGGAACUGCCCAGGCAGUCUCCCCCACUUUUAUUAUUAUUAAAUUUCUUUACCAAUCUUCAUUAAAGGAUCACAGGAUGGUUCACAAGAUAAAAACACAAAAAUACAGAACAUGGUAACAGACCGAAACAAUACGCGCCCCCCCCCCAGUUCAAAAGACCGUAGGUUGUUUAAUUAGCCAAAAGCUAUGUUUUAGGAACAUAGAAUCAUAGAAAUGUAGAGUUGGAAGGGGCCACAAGGAUCCUGUAGUCCAAUCCCCUGCAAUGCAGGAAUCUUUUGCCCAACGUGGGGCUUGAACCCACAAUGCUGAGAUUAAGAGUCUCAUGCUGUACCGACUGAGCUAUCCAGGAAGCUGCCUUCUACUGAGUCAGACCAUUAGUUUGUUGCUUGGCUGUGGUACACCUAGGUUUCAGGGAGAGGUCUCUCCCAGUCCUACCUGGAGAUGCCAGGGAUUGAACUUGGGAACUUUUGUAUCCAAGGCAGAUGCUCUACCAUGGAGCUAUGACCCUUCCCCAAAGAGAAGGUUUUCCUGCUGCCUCUCUUGAUUCCUUAAUGCAAGCAGAUAAAUCAAGCAAUAGCCCAUGUUGCAUGAUCUGGAGUUCUUUCAUGAUAACUGCUCAGUACUUUGAGUUCCCAGCCUUUCAUUUGUCUACAUGCUCAGCAACACAAGGUUUGUACACCUGCAUGGAGGUUGACAGGCACACCAGUACAGAGCAGAAGUCUCAAUAGUUUUCCAUUUCUCCAGUCUGCCUUCUUCUCCUUCCUUGUGAGAUAAUUUGGCAUUUAGUAAGCAUUCUGUAAACAUUCAAAUCCAUCCUUGGCUCAGUGAUAGAGCAUCUGCUAGCACAGAGGAAAUCCCAGGGUCAUUCUUCAGGCAAGACUGGGAAUGUUCCCUAUCUGAAACCUUGGAGAACCAUUGCUAGUCAGUAUUGAUUAGUGUGGCACCCAGCUUAACACCCCAAACUCAUAACAAUACUGAGGCAGAUGGACCAAUGUUCUGGCUUGGUCAAAGGAGCCCAGUUAAGAAUGUUAUUGAUAUAAAUGUGUUGAAUGAUACAAGCAAAGCCCACUAAGGGAUAGCAAACAGAAUACCACUAUGUAAACAACGCAGCAGUUUUCCAAACACACAGUGAGAUCUCCAGGAUUCAAACUCAUUUUGCACUUGUUCAACAAAUGGGUGGCAGGUAUUAACCUCUUAUUGCUUUAAUUUCUUCUUCCUGUUAAGGAAAUGCUGUCGCUGUGAAUCCUGAAAACAUAUUAUUGUAAAAAUCACCCACUGCAUAAUAUGGAGUAUACAAUAUAAGACCAUGGUCCAAAAUAUAAAUGGAAUACCUAUUGAAUUAUAUUAUACAUGCAUCUCAAUGCAACCCCUGAGGUUCCCAAGGUGCCUUAGUUUGGCCUGGUUCAGGCAUGUGUGUGUGUGUAUCAGCCUACUAAGCCCAGAAAUACAUAGGUCUUGUGCCUCCAUCCUCCAUCCUUAUGCCAUUCCUUCCUUUUUCUUCUUCCAUUCAACAUUUCCUGGCUAAUUAACCAUAGUUCAGCGACCUCUUGAUCAAUAUCCCAAUAUGAAGUGUUCUUUAGUUAUGACAAGCCUCUACCUUUCAAAGAACUGGAUUUUACUUGUGAUCAUCACUGUGUUAAUGCCUUGAUAAAGAUUUUGAGUGAAAUAGCCUUUUUAAAAAAUCUCUCUCUCUCUCUCUCUCUCUCUCUCUCUCUCUCUCUCUCUCUCAGGAAAUCUUCAGAUUGAAACAAGAAAAACUAGCAAACAAUUCAUCCCAAGGAGUAACAAAGACUAUCAUCACUAAAAAGUAAGGGCACUGCAUGCAACUCUUUUUCUUUCUGACUGUCUGUCUCUCUUGUGCUGCUGGUGUGUGCAAUGCUUUACAGCAGGAGUGGGGAACCUUGAGCCCAUUUGGUUCUCCAUUUGACUCUCCAUUUGGCUCUCCAGGCUGUUUUGGAGAAGCCACACUCACCCGCCCAAAACCUGAUGUCACACAUAGAGCUGGCACUUAUCAGCUGAUUUUCAAACUCUUGGGAACCCCAUGCAAGGAAUUUUGGCAGACGGGCAGGACAUCCUACCUGUCAGUCAUGUGAUAAUGGUGUCAUUAUUAUUAUAAAUAAUUAUUAUUAUUUAUUCCCCACUCAUCUGGCUGAGUUUCCCCAGCCACUCUGGGCGGCUUCCAACAGAAUAAUAAUAAUAAUAAUAAUAAUAAAUAAAGCGAUAAAACAUCAAACAUUUAAAACUUCCCUAAACAGGGCUGCCUUCAGAUGUCUUCUAAAAGUCAGAUAGUUGUUAAUUUCUUUGACAUCUGAUGAGAGGAUGUUCCACAGGGUGGACACCACUACCAAGACGGCCCUCUGCCUGGUUCCCUGUAACUUGGCUUCUCGCAGUGAGGGAACUGCCAGAAGGCCCUUGGAGCUGGACCUCAGUGUCCGGGCAGAACCAUGGGGGGUUCUUCAGGUAUACUGGGCCAAGGCUGUUUAGGGCUUUAAAGGUCAGCACCAACACUUUGAAUUGUACUUGGAAAUGUACUGGGAAGGAUCUGGCUCAUGGAGCCGAAAAGAUUUCCAUUCCUGACCUUACAGAACAUAAGAGCUACAAAUCCCGGAGUGGUCAAUCCCUCCUUUCAGAGAACUCUUAGAAUUUUGCUCUGAACUGAAUGGGAGAGUGGGUCUCCUAACAGCCCUCAGCACCUUUAAUAAUCUACUGGUCUCCAAAUGCUGUGGGGGAAGCCAAGACUAUUGCCAUGGUAUAAGAGUGCUUUAAAUGUAUCAUGCGGAUCUGAUGCCAGAAUGUUUUGCACACUAUAGGUAAAGGUAAAGGUACCCCUGCCUGUACGGGCCAGUUGUGACAGACUCUCGGGUUGUGCGCCCAUCUCGCUUAAUACCACACUAUAUGUGGUAUUAAAAUAGAAAUGCUGAUAGAUCCUUUUGAAAUUCCAGGUACAGGAAUCAGUAUCCUAUCCUUGGCCUCUUGUCUGAUGACUACAAUGUCACAUCACCUGUAAAGGAAUCGCAGACAAUUGUAAUUGAAAAAACUGGAGAAAUGUGGAAGCAGGUAAGUCAUCCCUAGGGGAAUGUUUGUUCCGGAAGUCACUUAAGAAAGAUGUACAGCUACAGUGACUGUUUUUCUGAGCAUUAUUAAUUCUCAGAAAGACAAUUCAUUUAAUUAAGUAAUAUACUGCUUUGUGCCAAAAUGGCUUCUAAGCAGUUUAUAACUAAAAAUCCAUACAUCAGUUCUGGCACUUCUCAGGUGGGUUCCGCUGCCAUUCUAAGAGAACAAGGGUGGUGUUCAUGGCGAGUCCUGGCACCUCUUUUUCUAGAAAAAUAGCAUUGCCAUGCAUAAUUAAAAUGCACAAUAAAACAAUUCCACUGAAGCAUUCAUACACCUUUAAUUAAAAUGUAAAUAAAGCAAGCCAGUUAAAAAGUAUGACAUUUAAAAAGCAUUUAAAGCAAUAAGAUGUCAAGUUCAAGUUGUGGGCGUGCUUGCCUAAACAAAUGUGUCUUCAGGACACAGUAGAAUGCCAUGGGGCAUUUAGUAUUUCAGCACGGAGGGCAUUCCACAACACUGGUAAUACCAGUUAAAGAAACACCUCUGUUACCAUAUGCCAAUAUUUAUCAGGCCAUGGCAAAACUAACUGGGUUUCAUGUAGUGGAUGGGCAUAGUGGGUUCCCCACAGUUACCUUUUGUGAGGGAUAUCCUAGGAUUGCCAUAUUUCAAAAAGUGAAGAUCCAGACACAAAAGUUGUUGAGUUGAUUUUGGUUUGCCAAAGUUGUUGUGUGAAAAAUGAAAAAUUGGCAAAAACGACACUGCCAACAUGGGUUGCCAUAUGUCCAGAUUUUCACAGACAUUUUGCCGAUUUCUUCCUGGACACUGCUUCCUACUACAGUAUUCAGGAUACCUCUGGGAAAUUCUGGACAUAUGGCAACCCUAGGAUUUCCCAGGUGUGGGCAGCAGCCCAUAUGCAACAUUUCUUCAUGGGCAGCCAUUUUGGAUCAACAUAGGAAGCUGCUUUAUACCAGUUCAGACCAAUGGUCCAUCUAGCUUGGUAGUAUCUACAUUGACUGGCAGCCGCUCUCCAGGGUUUCAAGGAGGAAUCUUUCCCAGCCCUCCCUGGGGAUUGAAUGUUGGAUUAUCUACAUGUAAAGCUCUGCCGUUCUGCUACCACAGCCCUUCCCUCAAGACAUUGGUCUCAGACAUUUUUUUCAGAUUGCUGGAUAUUGUGAACUGGGUUGUAAUCUGUUUCAGUGCCCCCCAAACUUUAUAGGAUGUGGCACCCUGGGCUGGGGUGCUGAGGUGAACAAUUGGCAGACAUCUGGGAUGACCCUCCCAAUGGCAUCUGUAGACAAGAGGUAGUGGCAGUGCGGGGAAAUUAGGAUAUAUGGAGUGAGACCCAGGUUUUGCCAGCAAAGACUUGCUUGUCAUAGAUGUAUCCCAGUACAGAAAAUUUGUGCUAAAAGUUAAAAGGCGUAUUAAUCCUAAAUCUUGAGAACAAGGUCCAAAUAUUGAAAGUCUGCCCAGCUAGUUCCGCAUACCCAAUGGGACUUUAGGGUUGUGUUCUUAAACAACAGCAAUUCCCCAGGCUCCAUGGCCAACUGCUUUUGAAAGCUUGGGAGUUCAAAAACAGUUUGCAAAAUGAUUGCAGAAAGACUUUGUAUGCAAAAUCAACAACAACAACCCCAGCCAACUAAACCUACAUAAGAGCAACGUUCCCAAUUAGAUGUUUGAAAAGGGUGUGUUGAAGUUGCCCUUUGCAUGCCAGACAGGAAAUCUUUCAUUUUUCAGUUGAUUUUUCUUGCUUUCUUCAAAAUGUCGCAAAGUGCCCUUUGCGGUGUUACAGUUUAUUUAAACUGAUUAGGGCACAAAACCUUAGCUUCUUGCAUUUGCUGUAUGAAACUUGAGCUUUCAGAAUAAAUAGCAAAUAAUUAUUAUUUUUAAAAUCCAAUGAAUGUACGCAGACGUACAGCAUGAAUGAUAAUGUGUUUUCUUUGUUUUGCAACAGGAGGCCUUUACGGCUGAUUAAAGAACUGCUUCCUUUCUUUCAAGUAUGAACAAGUUCCCUGGACAAGCCACAGCUGAUCAGAGGAGUUCAUGUGCAAAUGAAUGUUGUUACAUUAUUUUUCUGCUUUUCUUCUUCUCCUAUUGAUUUUUCAAGUCUGAAACGCAAAACAGUCACGGUUAGGGAAAAAAUGUUACAGGCACACUAUAUAAUGGUGUGUGUGGAAUGGGGGUGUCUUGGCUUUGAUUGUUCACAUAUGAGUGGUUUUCAAACAUUAUUCUUCCUUCAGUCUUAAUUAUAUUGGCUCAUCAGCAAAGAUACUCUGAUGUGUCUUGAAAAGGAGUUUGAGGUGUAUGAGUUCAUACAAGGGACUGCCAAGUUUGUCCUCCCCAUUGACCCAUGGGAACAGAGAAUGUCACUUAGAAUGUACCCAGUUCACUGCAAAGGUGAGUAGCAAUGGGUGAAUGGUUUUUCAGGAAAGCUCAUAAGAUGUUAGGAAGCUGCCUUGUACUGAGAGCAUUAGUCCAUCUCAGUACUGUUUGAAGUGAUUUCAGGUGGGAUGCUUCACAGUCAGUCCUACAUGGAGAGGCCAGGAGUUGAACCAGUUGAUCUUCUGCGUGCAAGGCAGAUACUCUAGCACUGAGCUAUGAACUGAGCUUUUCAUCAAGGGAUGCUUGUGUUCCCUCAAAUGCAAUGUGGCAACUACUAUAGCAAAUUGUCUUUUGAAUGAAUUCCCCACCCUCUACUGCCCUGUCCUAUAAUCUCACUGAAAAACAGACACACACAACUCGUUAUGCUUUGGAUAAAAUAAGUUUCUCCUCUCCCUCCCUCUCUCUCUUUUUUCGAAAAAUUCAGGUGUGCCACUUUUGAAAUUAAUCCAUCAUGCUGGAUAGUUAGCAAUGUCUGUGGGUUGACUUCAUCACUUUGCAGUGCAAGGUCAAUUGACAAAACUGAACAGUCAGGGUUGAGUUGUAUAUAGUAAACUUGCUUGCAUGAUUUUCGUGGUGUCAAAGGGCAGGGGGUGGGGAGCCCGACACGCUGGGGUGUGUGAAUUGACUAGAAAGGACCAUUUCCCAUGGUAGAUAUCAUGGUCAACUUAAGUUGGGAGGUUAUUAGCAGGUGUCAUUCAGAGAAAAUGACAUGAUGCUUAUGCCCAUUUUUCAAGUGUGACUUGGAAAUGGUGUGAUCACACAGUGACCAUAUUGGGAGCUUUAAAUAGUGGAGAAGUCACACCAUGCUCCCCCUCAAGCUAAUGAAGACCCUUCUCCAACUUGCCUAAUCUGGGAAGGUCACAGCUAUAGGGCAGUAAUGGUGGGUUGUUGUGUUCACUGAUAAAACUUGUUAGCCAUGCACUUAAACCUCAUUGAUUUUUCAGUUGGAUAGAGAGGUGCCUAUCUCCAUUUGGGCAGUGCUCAUUGUAAAUAGAAAACUUGUGGGGCAGCAUAGCAGGAAGGGUGUGUAUGACACUUACCCAGAAUCAGCCUAAUGAUGUGUUUGAUGGCAAACACUCAUACUGGUGUGUCUGCCGAAAUAACAUCAUGUUUCCUGAUUCACAUUGGUGUUGCAGCUAGUAUUCAUGUGGCCGUUUAGCUUUUCCAUAAGGCCAAUGAGUGUUAAGCACAAGUAUGUUGUCACCACUGCCAUAAUCACUCUUGCAAGGGGAUGAGGUGGGCUGAUAAAAAGAAUAAUGAAAAUGUGCUUUCGAGGAGUGUGGCUGGUGAUUGUUAUAUCCCUUGGGACUAAGCUUUUAAAUAGUUAUUAUCAAAUUUGUUUUACCAAUUGUGACUGUUAUUAUUAUCUUGAUAGCAUAUAAUUUUCUGUUUUGCAUGUAGAGCUUUUUGUUUUCUUGUUCAGUCCUCUAUACAGUACUGAAAAAAAAUGAAACAAACCCCGAGUUUUGCCCAGCAAAGUUGUUUUGUUAACAAAAUAACUCCAGUUUUACUCCCACCUAAAAUAUUGGAACUCUGGACCAGAGUAAACUGUGGUCUACUGUUGUAAAUCAUCUCAAUUUCUGAUCCACAAGUAGCAUAUGCUUUCCCUACCCUUCAAUUUUGCAUUCCCAGGCAGGCUGCAAAAACAGGUUAAUCCACCCGAAGCGAGCUUCCAUUUAUGCUUUGUUGGCUGCCAUUAUACCUUGCAUUGGCCUAUUUAUUGGUAAAAAUGAGGGCAGCACCCAAAAUAGAAAUCAGAGAGAGAGAGAUGGAGAGACACAAUCUGUAGGAGGGGAAAAUAAUAAUCAAGGUUUCCAUUUGAAAUGCAUUAGGUAUUUUCUACUUUUUUCCAGAACUUUGAGAUUUGCCUCUCUCUUUUUAAAAAUCUUUAUUUAAAAAAAUGUUUUCCCAGAUUCUGCAAAUUAAAGAGGCAUACACAAGGAGUACCAUCAAUUAGGAACCCAAUAAAAUGAACUAAAUUGGACAAGAACACAUUCCACACUCUUGAACACUCUUGAUCUAGCUUUGAGGGCCUUCUGCCGAUUCCCUGUGAGAAGUAAGGUUACAGGGAACCGGGUUGAGGGCCUUCUGUGGAAUGCCCUUCCAUCAGAUGUCAUGACUUUUAGAAGACAUCUGAAGGCAGCCCUGCUCAGGGAAGUUUUUCAUGUUUGAUGUCGUAUUGUGUUUUAAUUUGUUGGAAGCUGCCCAGAGUGCCUGGGGAAACCCUGUCAGAUGGGCAGCAAAUAAAUAAAUUAUUAAUAGUAUUAUUUUUAUUAUUAGUAUUAUUAUUGGCACACUUCCCAAUCAUUUCAUUAUAACACCAACUGGAGAUGUUUGUAGCUCAACAGCAGAGUGGUGUUGGUUAUGCAGCUACAAAAUAACACUUUACUAGGUUUUUGUAGGGAUUUGUUUUGUGGGUACAUGGGCGCUCCCUUCCCUCUCUUUUCUCACAGCGUGAUGGAUGUUGGUCAUUUUGGGAGCUGACACAUAACAGUCUGUAUCUGUAUCAAUAAGCCCUUAACAGUUUACAGGGGGCAAGCCUACAUAUAUCUUUGUUAAAACAAAAUAAAUAUAUUUGUAAGCUUGAUUUCUUAGCUGUCGCCUGAAGUUUUUAGAUUAUUGGUGUAUGAAGUUGGCAACUCUACGAGAUGAUAAUAUCAAGUAUGAAAUGUUCUUUUUAAAAGUCAAUUAUAUUUUUUAAUUGGGGUGGGGAGGAUUCAAGUCCCCUGAUUUUUUAAACAUGUAAUACAUGUUCUUCAGUGCAGCAGUCUCUAGCAGUAAUGGGCUCACUAAUGAGCAGAACUUGCCUGCAGAGCGCAUUUUUCUCCAUUUCACGGGGUUUGCCAUACACAUAUCAUGAAAUACCUUUUUACCUGGAGCUUAGUUCUUCCCAUUGAAGUAUAUGGGACAGGCAGCAUCUAUACAUACAAAACCUCUUGGCUAUGUGGAAUAGCCAGAAGUCGCAACAUUGCCUAAAGGGCUAACAUAAUGGACUUUAAUAGGGGAAGAGGAAGUCAUGAAUGAUGGGCAAGAUGACCAAACCUUCCGGGCAAUUAUUGCUUUUUAAGAAUGCAGUACAAAAGAGACUGGAGCUGCACUGAAAUUCCCACCAGGGACACAACAGGUCCCCAGAGGUUUUCACAAUGCAAGCUGACACACUCCUAAGGAAUCUUGGGGAAGCCAUCUCAUCUUAUCUCCAGAACUGACACAUCUAAAGCAACAAAAAGAUGAGGUUGUAAAUCACAGCUCUGAAGCAAUUAAGAAAUUAAAGGACUUCCCUACCCAUCCCUCACAUUUUAUUUUUACACUGUAUUGAAGCUGGUACAUACAAUUCUCCCAAGUUCAGUAGGUGUUAUGGCACAGCCCAGAGCUAUGUAGCUAACCCCUUAGAAAUAUGAUUUAGUCCUAUGCUGAUGUGGCUUCUUGGGCAAAAUCACCCGAGUUUACUUCUCAACCUUUCUAAAGUCGUUUCAAUGUGUGCUACUCAGUUCAAAAAUGGUUAGGAGAGUAGGAACAUGGCGUAUUCACUAUUUCUCCCCUUUCACACAUAAUCCAUUCUCCCUGAUUAGUCCUAACUAUGUAUUAUUCUGCAGGUAUACUUUUGGAAUUUUUUUUGCAAGCUAGAUGAGGAGGGAUUUCUGUCUUUUUUUCCAGG
Podarcis lilfordi (Lilford's wall lizard) is the source of this 44891-nucleotide messenger RNA. The record is from the annotation of a GenBank genome assembly. Lineage: Eukaryota; Metazoa; Chordata; Lepidosauria; Squamata; Lacertidae.